Messenger RNA from Pectinophora gossypiella (pink bollworm), 53701 nucleotides. RefSeq names its product titin (gene Kettin). Lineage: Eukaryota; Metazoa; Arthropoda; Insecta; Lepidoptera; Gelechiidae. The transcript is spliced from 59 exons. Gene Ontology annotation, molecular function: protein binding. The coding region runs from base 219 to 53327 and encodes 17702 amino acids. The record is from RefSeq and is a predicted model, not a curated record.
CCGCACUAUCCGCUAACUAUUCGCAAUCGACCGACGUCUUGGUUGUUGGACUUGGGUUAAAAUGACUUAACUUCUGCUAAAUGAACCCGUGGACUAGUAUCAGUUAUUCGCAGUGGCGUAUUUAUUUCUUUUUGGGCGAACGCCGAAGCGACGGUUUAAUAAGGACCUGUAGCGUCGAGUGAGAGUUUUUUUUGUGCGUUGUGCUGCGUGGCGGCGUGAUGGAGAAGCAGUCGAGGUGGUCGGAGCAGCGCGUGCAGCAAAGCAUGCAGCAGAGCUCGCAGCAGAGCACGCAGCAGCAGAGCGUGGAGCGGCGCGAGGAGGUGGUGCAGCAGGUGCAGCAGACGCAGCAGACGCAGCAGCGCACCGAGCACCACUACACGCGCCAGAUGCUCAUGCAGCAGCGAGUCGAGAGCUCUGGCGAUCGUUUGCCUAUUACAUCGGGCAGACCUGGUGACCCUUCACCGCCGAUUUUCGAGCAAAUAUUCAAAAAUGCGAGGUUCGCGCAAGGCGGCAAUGCGAAAUUCGAGGGCAAACUUAGAGGAAAUCCGACCCCAGUCGUGUCUUGGACGAGAAAGAAGGCACCUCUGGUGGAAUGCAAUAAGUAUAGUAUGAGUUACAACGAGCAGACCGGCGACGUGUCUUUGCUGAUCAAACAGAUCGGGCCCGGCGAUGAGGGCGAAUAUACAUGCACGGCGCGCAAUCAGUAUGGAGAAGCUAUCUGCUCUGUGUACAUUCAGCCGGAAGGCGUACCUGUACCCGCACAUCAGGCAUCGCAACAACAAAGCUAUCGCCAUGUCAGUGAGAGUGUCGAACAUAAGUCAUACGGCACCCAGGGUUACUCUUCGGAGCAAUCCAAACAAACACAAAAAGUUGCGUACACCAACGGCACUGACUACUCUGCUACAGAAGACUUCAAGGUCGACACUUUUGAAUACAGACUUCUGAGAGAGGUAUCCUUCCGCGAGACCAUCACAAAGAGGUACAUCGGAGAGUCUGAUGUUCAAAUCAGCACCGAAAUCGAAAGAAAUCUAGGACCGGCGUCUCCGCCGAAAAUAUCUCAGAAACCUAGAAACUCUAAGCUUCAGGAAGGAGCCGACGCACAGUUUCAAGUACAGCUGUCUGGUAACCCGCGACCUCGGGUGACAUGGUUCAAAAACGGGCAGAGGAUAGUCAACUCGAAUAAACACGAAAUUGUAACGACUCAUAAUCAAACGACUCUUAGAGUAAGGAAUACACAAAAGUCUGAUAACGCACACUAUACAUUAUUAGCUGAAAAUCCCAACGGAUGCAUUGUCACAUCGGCGUAUCUGGCCGUUGAAUCUCCCCAAGAAUCUUAUGUACAGGAUCAAAAAUCACAGUACGUAAUUGAUACUCAGCAAACUGGGGUGGAAGAAAGAGUAGAAAUUAGUGAAAAAGCUCUCGCUCCGCAAUUUGUUAAGGUAUGCCAAGAUAGAGAUGUCACGGAGGGCAAAAUGACGCGUUUCGAUUGCCGCGUCACUGGCAGACCUUACCCAGAAGUCACGUGGUUCAUUAACGAUAAACAAAUACGAGACGAUUAUAAUCAUAAGAUAUUAGUAAACGAAUCUGGUAAUCAUGCACUUAUGAUUACAAACGUCGAUCUUAGUGACAGUGGUGUUGUGACAUGUGUCGCGUGCAACAAGAGUGGCGAGACAUCGUUCCAGUGCCGACUGAACGUAAUCGAAAAGGAGCAAGUAGUCGCUCCUAAGUUUGUAGAACGUUUCAGCACGUUAAGCAUUCGCGAAGGCGAGCCUGUUAUGCUGCGUGCGCGCGCGGUCGGUACUCCAACACCCAGAAUCACUUGGCAGAAGGACGGCGUUCAGAUUAUACCCAAUCCAGAACUACGAAUUAAUACCGAUGGUGGGGCCUCGACGUUGGACAUAUCACGAGCUAAGGCGUCGGAUGCGGCAUGGUACCAGUGCACAGCCCAGAACGUCGCAGGUUCCACCGCCACUCGGGCUAGGCUCUACGUUGAAGUACCGAAAGAGCCACCGCCCGAGCAAAAGCGUCUGCACUUACCCCGGCCUACCAAGAUAAUUGAACCGGAGCCUGCUCCCGGUCCAGAAAUCAUAUACUUGAGGCAUGUGGAAAGAGCAAGACCUUACGUUCCUCCUGGUGAGGAAGACCGGAUUUAUCCUCCACCACAGUUUAUUGUGCCACUCAAAAGCGUCACACAGAUGGAGGGUGGCAAAAUACACUUUGAAACGAGGAUAGAACCCGUCGGUGAUCCAACGAUGAAGAUAGAAUGGUUGAGAAAUGGACAAAGCAUAGAAGCAAGUUCCCGAUUUACUUCAAUAUUCCGUUUUGGUUACAUAUCUCUUGACAUACUAAGUCUUAACAUGCAAGACAGCGGUGAAUAUACAUGUCGUGCUGUUAGUUCAACUGGCGUUGCUGAAACCAAAGCCAUGUUGCAAGUCACUCCUCGAGCGACCAUUGAGAGAACAAGCCAGCAUCCGGAGAGUUUACAGUACAUCCAACAGCUGGAGGAUUACUCUAGGUAUCAACACCAGGAAUCAAUCGAGGAACAGAUUAAUCAAAGGCCGCAGUUUAUAAGGCCUCUGCAAGACUUAGGCGAAUUGCAAGAGGGCAGAAAUGCGCAUUUCGAGGCUCAGCUUACACCCGUAAGCGACCCUACUAUGAGAGUGGAGUGGUACAAAGAUGGCAGACCAAUCACAGCCAGCUCGCGAAUCACGUCAAUCUUCAACUUCGGUUACGUCUCCCUUAACAUCAUGCACCUACGGGCUGAAGAUGCAGGUUCGUAUACAGUGAGGGCUGUGAACAAGUUGGGCGAAGCCAUCAGUACUGCUUCCAUCAGAGUAGCAGCAAGAAGUACGGUUACAGCUGAUCUCGGCAUACCAGAACAGAAACGAUAUAUCGAAAAGACUGAGCAGUUAGAAGCUUAUCAACAAAUGCAACACCAGAAGUAUUAUCAAGAAGUACCUGAAAGCACUCAAAAACCAGAAUUUAAGACACCUAUCAAGGAUCAAAUAAACAUUAAGGAAGGCGGGUUUGCUCAUUUCGAGGCACGUCUUGAGCCCGUCGGCGACUCGACUUUGAAAGUAGAGUGGCUCAAGGAUGGUCGUCCUGUUGAAGCAAGCUCAAGGAUCACUACUUUCUUCAAUUUCGGAUACGUAGCACUGACUAUUAAAUCUGUGACAGUGCACGAUGCUGGUCAUUACACCUGUCGGGCCUAUAAUGCUCUGGGACAGGCCACGACCGCUGCUAAUCUUACAAUUGUAUCCAAAAGAGAUAUCAUUGCUGAGUCACAGCACCCCGGAGGUCUUGAAAAAAUUCAACAUCUCGAAGAUUCGAGUAAAUAUAUGAGGCGAGCUGAGGAAGAAGUAAGAGUAACACAAAAACCUCGGUUCUUGGGACCUCUAAAAGGUACCAAUAAAAUUGUUGAAGGCCAAAGUGCCCAUUUCGAAGCUAGAGUGGAACCGCAAAGUGAUUUGACUAUGUCAGUAGAAUGGUAUUUUAAUGGCAAGCAGAUCAAAACUGCCAACCGCAUUCAGACCUACCAUGACUUUGGAUAUGUGGCAUUAGACAUCACCAGCGUACGAGCUGAGGAUGCCGGCACCUACACUGUCGUUGCCCGUAAUGCCGCAGGCGAAGCACAACUCAGCGCCUCAAUGACUGUUGAAACACGAUCAAGCAUCGACACUUCCAGCAUUCAUCGCGGUCUGUACGAAAAAACUCGUCAAAUGGAGGAAUCUAAGUUUGUGGAACCCGUUUACCACAUUGAAGAAAUUUCGAAAUCAAAGCCAGUAUUUGUGCAACCCUUGUCAGAUCCCGCACCAGUAUCUGAAGGCAGGAAUAUACAUUUGGAAUGCAGGUUGGAACCUAUGGGUGAUCCAACAAUGAGGGUAGAAUGGUUUCAUAAUGGCAGACCCGUGACGGUUGGUUCUCGCUUCAAAACUUAUUAUGAUUUCGGAUUUGUAGCUUUAGAUAUUAUACAUGCUACAUCCGUUGAUUCUGGAGAAUAUACUGUGAGAGCAGUUAACCACUUGGGUUCGGCGCACACGUCAGCGAUGGUACGUGUUAUAGAGAGAUCGGAUAUAAUGACUGACACACAACAUGAACAAGCAGUGGAACAAAUUCAAAUGCUCGAAGACGCAGCGCGCAGGAGCAGACAAGUACAAGAUGACAUUACAGUCAUGCAAGCGCCACAGUUCUCACGAGCAUUGCACAAUAUCGAAACUAUCGAAGGAACCAAUGUACAUUUAGAAUGCAGACUACAGCCUGUAGGCGACCCCACUAUGAGGGUAGAUUGGUUUUGUAAUGGCAGACCAAUAAAGACUGGCCAUAGAUUCCGACCAGCCUAUGAAUUCGACUAUGUAGCAUUGGAUCUCCUCAGCGUCUAUCCAGAGGAUUCAGGCGUUUACACCUGCCAGGCUACUAAUCAACUUGGAGAAGCUGUCACAUCAUGUGCUCUUCGUGUUAUUGCUAAGAAAGACUUAAUAUUUGAGUCACAGCAUCCGUCAGGCUUGGAGAAAAUUCAGUAUUUAGAAGAUGCUUCCCGCUACAAGAAAUCAGAAAUUGUAGACGAAACUGUUAAUAUUAAACCUCACUUUGUAACAAAACCCAAAUCUAUUGAGAAUGUUAAGGAGGGUCAACAUGUUCACUUUGAAUGCAAACUGGAACCUGUUACUGACUCCAACUUAAAAGUUGAGUGGUUCAAGAAUGGUCAACCUGUAACUAUUGGCCACAGGUUCAGACCUAUUCAUGACUUUGGUUAUGUUGCACUUGACAUAAUCGAUUUGAUUGCUGAAGAUUCCGGCAUAUAUACAUGCAGAGCCGUAAAUCUUGUUGGCACCGAUGAAGUGAGCUGCAGGUUGACAUGUCGUGGAACUGCAGACAUAAUAAGAGCUACACAGAAUGAAGCUGGUCUAGAACAAAUACAAAGUUUAGAAGACAGGUCUAAGUAUCAUAGGACAGACCAUAUUGAGGAUGUAACUACUCAGGCACCAAUAUUCACAACAUCUUUGAAAAACAUUGAAAUUAGAGAGGGUCAACGAGCCCAUUUUGAAUGUAGAUUGAUUCCAGUUUCCGAUCCUACCUUGAAAGUUGAAUGGUAUCACAACAAUAAACCAUUAAAAAGUGGUUCGAGGUUCACUGAAACAAAUAAUUUCGGUUUCGUAGCUCUUGACAUCUUGUCCUGUUUGCCAGAAGAUUCAGGUACUUACACCUGCAGAGCUAUCAAUGCCUUAGGUGAAGCAGUCACGUCUGGAAUCGCCAUUGUACAUUCCAAAAAAUCUAUUUACUUGGAGUCACAACACGAGGGAGCUCUGACAAGACUAAAUCAACUAGAAGAUACUUCCCGAUACCAAAGGCACAGUGCUCAGGAGGAAGUCGUUACCCAGGCGCCGGUUUUCACUAUGCCGAUGAAGGACCUAAGAGUAGCUGAAAAUCAAGCUGCUCACUUUGAAGCUCGUCUCAUCCCUGUAGGUGACCCUAAACUGAGGGUUGAAUGGUUGCGUAACGGCGUACCUAUCGAAGCUUCAAAUCGUCUGACGACAAUGCAUGACUUUGGAUAUGUAGCCCUUAACAUGAAGUAUGUGAACCCUGAGGAUUCCGGCACCUACACUUGCCGGGCUAUAAACGAACUUGGUGAAGCCGUUACGUCGUCUACAUUAUUCGUUCAAUCCAAGGCAUCACUUCAACUCGAGUCACAACACGAGAGCGCACUGGAGAAAAUUCAGCAAUUGGAAGACACUUCGCGUUACCAACGCAGAGAAGACGUUGAAGUAUCUGUCAACCAAGCGCCUCGCUUCAUCACCCAGCUUAAUGGACCGUCGAGACUGGUGGAGGGACAAAGCGCACAUUACGAGUGCCGCAUCGAGCCAUAUCCUGACCCGAAUAUGAGAGUUGAGUGGUACUUCAACGGCAAAGUGUUACAGAGUGGACACCGCUACCGCACUGCUUAUGACUUUGGCUUUGCUGCUCUUGAUAUUCUUACUGUGUAUGGAGAGGAUUCUGGCGAAUACACCUGCAAGGUCAUUAACAACUUGGGACAAGCAACUUCGUCUAUCAAACUGAAUGUUCAAUCAAAGGAAUCAAUUAUCAGAGACACUCAACAUGAGAGUGCGCUUGAGAAGAUUCAAUACCUGGAGGACGAUAGCAGAUACAAACGUGUAGUCCGUGAUGAGAGUUUUAUUGCUGAAAAGCCUCAAUUUGGAAAACCUUUGAAGAACGUGCAAGUGCCUGAAGGCAAACCUGUACAUCUGGAAGCAACACUGACCCCUGUCAAUGACCCCACGAUGCGUGUUGAGUGGUACUGUAACGGAAGACCUAUUCAGCAAGGACACAGGUUCAAAACCACAUAUGAUUUCGGAUACGUGGCUUUGGAUAUCCUGUACGCUUACGCUGAAGAUAGUGGCACUUACAUGUGCAAAGCCACCAACGCUGUCGGAGAAGCUGUCACCACUAGCUCUGUUAAUGUAGCUGCCAAGGCCGGUCUUUAUCUUGACACCUUAGAUGAGCAAAGGUUGAAAAAGAUUCAAGAACUCGAGAAAUACGAGAGGCCUAAAGCGGUUGAGGAGGAGAAACCAGGUCAAAGACCCGUAUUUUUAACUGCUCUUACUAGUCUCGAGAACUUGAAGGAAGGAGACCGUGCCCACUUUGAAUGUAGAGUUGAGCCUAUUAACGACCCUGAUCUAACAAUUGAAUGGUUCUUGAACGGGAAAAAGAUCAGAGCUGGUCAUAGAUACAGAACCACACAUGACUUUGGUUAUGUCGCGCUUGACAUUCUGUACACUUAUUCUGAAGACUCUGGAACAUACAUGUGUAAAGCUACCAAUAAAUUAGGUGAAGCAGUUAAUACAUGCACGUUGAAGGUUGCAGGGCACAGGAGUAUCAUUCUGGAUAGUCAGCAUCCUAACGGGCUUGAAAAGAUAAGACAGCUUGAGGCACAAGGCCAUCACACCAGAAUGGAAAUCGAAGAGCCACAAGUCACUCCACCUCGAUUCGUUACAGAAUUAAGAGGUACCACACACGUUUAUGAAGGACAAACAGCUCAUUUUGAGUGUCAAGUAGAGCCGGUACAUGAUCCUAAUCUUCGCAUUGAGUUCUACCACAACGGCAAAGCCCUGCAAUCUGCGUCUAGAUUCCAUAUCACUUUUGAUUUUGGUUAUGUGUCAUUGGAUAUCCAGCAUUGUGUCCCUGAAGAUGCCGGUGAAUACUCGGUGAAAGCAAUUAACGCCCUGGGACAUUGUACUUCAUCUAUAUCCAUGACCGUAACAGCAAAAGGUAGUAUUAUAUCGGAAUCUCAACGUCCUGAAGGCUUAGAGAAGAUCCGAGAAUUGGAAUCAGCUGAACCAUUCAAACGUCCUGAGAUCCCAGAACCAGUGACCAGACAACGCCCCGUAUUCACUCAACCUCUACAGAAUAUUGAUAAUAUUCAAGAGGGGCAGACUGCACACUUCGACUGUAGACUUAUUCCAGUUGGAGAUCCUACUCUUAAAGUAGAAUGGUUUAGAAAUGAAAAGCUUAUUGAAGACAGCUCUCGAAUUACAAAGACACACGACUUUGGAUAUGUGUCGAUGACUAUCACUCAUGUUAGGGAUGAAGAUGAAGGAGUCUACAUGUGCAGAGCAUCUAAUCUUCUAGGUGAAGCUGUUACAACAGCUGCCAUGAGAAUAAAGACAAAGGCAGCCAUUCAACUGGACACUCAACAUCCAGAAGGCAUGAAAAAGAUUCAACGUCUUGAAGAGUCACAGCCCAGGAGGCCCGACGAACCCGAACGCGAGUUCGAGAAACCCAUAUUUACGCAAGUGCUCACUGGACCCUCUGAGCUAUGGGAGGGGCAACAUGCUCAUUAUGAAGCUCGCGUUGUUCCUGUAGGUGACCCCAGCUUGCGAUUUGAAUGGUACAUCAAUGGGGUUGAACUUAAAAUGGGAUCGAGAUUCCGCACCACCCAUGACUUCGGAUUUGUCACGCUAGACAUCAACUCCGUUGUAUCCCAAGAUGCUGGAGUCUACAUGUGUAAAGCUAUCAACAAAGCUGGUAGCACUGUUUCUUCAACCGCACUCAAAGUUAAAACUAAGUCGACAAUUGUCGAUCAAGCUAUGAGACCCGAAUCUUGGGAGCAAAUCCAGUUGAAGGAGGCUGCCAUGAAUAAAGUGCCAGAAAUGUUCGUUGAACCAGGUGUGCAACAAGCACCUAUUUUCACGACUCACCUCAAAAGCUAUGAUAAGCUCGUUGAAGGUCAGCACGUUUACCUGGAAGCUCAAGUGGAACCACGUACAGACCCUAAUCUAAGAAUCGAGUGGUUUAAAAAUGGCAUGUCUCUUACCACUGGAUCGAGACUGAAGAGUACCUUUGACUUUGGUUUGGUUACGCUAUCAAUCAACAACUUGCGAAAUGAUGAUUCUGGCAUUUAUACUUGUAAAGCAACUAAUCUUAUGGGAGAAGCUGUAUCUACAGCUUCAAUUAAGAUUGAAGGAAAACAUUGGCUGCUCGGUGAUACGUUACAUCCUGAAUCUCUGGACAGAAUUGGCGCUCUAGAACAGCCUAAACCACCUAAGCCAGACGCCCCUGAACCUGUUUACGAAACACCAGUAUUUAUCUCGCACUUGAAUAACAUAUUGUGCAAAGAAGGAGAUAAUAUUCACUUUGAAUGUAAUGUUGAGCCAUCUAGAGAUCCUACACUUAAAAUUGAAUGGUUCUUUAAUAAUCAACCACUUCCAUCAGGUACAAGAUAUAAGAGCACACACGACUUUAGUUAUGUAGCGUUAGACAUCGUACAUACUUAUGAAGAAGAUUCCGGAAUUUAUACAUGCAAAGCCACUAACAAUAAAGGUUCUGCAACUACUUCAGGUUCACUGAGGUGCACAGGAGAUAAACACAUCUAUUUCGACACUCAACACCCACAAGGAAAAGCUGGCUUAGAUGCUGUGGAACAAGCCGAGGAAGCUCGAUUGGCCAAAGGAAGAAGGCCUUCGGUCCCUGACGCGGAUUAUCCAAAGCCGGAAUGGGUUGUUCCAAUUGUUUCAGAACAUCAAUUAGUUGAAGGUCAAGCUCUACACUUUGAAGGCCAAGUGGAGCCCAAAAAUGAUCCUAAUCUUAAGAUUGAAUGGUACUUUAAUGGCAAAGUACUUGAACAAGGGUCCAGAUUUAAACUUACAAGUGAUUUUGGCUUUGUGACUUUAGAUUUGAUUGAUGUCUACGAAAGGGACAGCGGUAUUUACACAUGUAAAGCAUAUAACAAAAAGGGCGAGGCAUUCACUUCGUCGACUGUGUAUUGCUCUAGCAAGGAAAAUCUAAUUGAAAGAACUCAACAUCCAAAGGGCAAGGAGGGAUUAGAAAAGAUUCAAGAUCUUGAGGAGUCUCUACGAAGAGAGCCUGGACAGAAACCGGACGACGAUACCGGUAGACCACCAGAGUUUGUAACUGUGUUCCAAGAUAUAAUCGAUAUGAGCGAAGGUCAAAUCGCUCAUUAUGAAGCAUCAUUGAUACCCACUGGUGAUCAGAGCAUGGUCAUUGAAUGGUUCUUCAAUGGAAAAACCAUCGAAGCAAGCCACCGUAUUCGCACAGUAUACGCUUUUGGGAUGGUAGUUCUAGAGAUACUUGGUACAAAAACCACCGAUUCAGGCAUUUACUCUUGUCGUGCUACUAACAAGUGGGGACAAGCAGAGAUAAGCGUCAAGUUAGAAUGCGUAGACAAAAGCAAAGGACAGAAACCGAAGUUCACCACGCAAAUUCAGAGCAUUGAACUGGUUAAAGACGGCCAAGCUGCUCACUUCGAAUGCACCGUGGUUCCAGUGGAUGAUCCUGAUAUGAAAAUUGAGUGGUAUCACAAUGGUCAACCUCUUCGUCAUUCUAACAGAAUCAAGAUGGUUUCAGACUUUGGAUUCGUGGUAAUGGAUAUAGCAUACACUCAAAACCAUGACACAGGUGAAUAUGUCUGCCGUGCUUAUAACAAGUACGGUGAGGACUUUACUAAGGCUACAAUAAAUUGCUACGGCAGAAGUGGAGUCUACUUGGACAGCUUGCAGCCUGAUUCUCUGGCUAAAAUCCGGGAGUUAGAAAGUUUGCAAGGCGCACAACAACAAGCGCCCGCUACUCCUUCUGCGGAGCCGCCGAGAUUCCUCACACAAAUCCAAGAUGUUACUAAAUUAGUUGAAGGACAAAGUGCUCACUUUGAAGCUAGAUUAGUCCCGGUAGAUGACCCAGAUCUCAAGGUGGAGUGGCUCUAUAACGGCAAGAAACUGCCGCACGGACAUAGAUAUAGGACGUUCCAUGAUUUCGGCAUUGUAAUAUUAGACAUCCUUUAUUGUUACGAAGAAAAUUCUGGUGUUUACGAAUGUGUUGCGACCAAUAAAUUAGGCCGGGACUCGACUAAGGCUACUCUGAAGUGUAUGUCUAAGGAAAAUUUGAUCCUGGACUCGCAACUCCCGCGGGGCAUGGAAGGCGGACUAGAAAAAUUACAAACAUUAGAAGAUUCUAUGGUCCGCAGAAAGGACACCACAGUAGACGAAGAAAGAGGCAAGGCUCCUGUCUUUACGGUCCCAUUAUCAAACAUCGACAAUUUAAGGGAAGGUGAAAACUCGCACUUUGAAGCGCGUCUUACACCAACUGAUGAUCCGAAUCUGAAAGUGGAGUGGUACUGGAACGGAAAAUCCCUAAAGGCUGGUUCCAGAUUCAGAACUUUCUGCGACUUUGGGUUCGUUAUUCUCGAAAUAUCUCCCACGUAUCCAGAGGAUUCUGGCGAAUACUUGUGCAGAGCCUACAACAACUAUGGUGAAGCAGUAACUACAGCGUCAAUGAAGGUGCAAGGAAAGAGAAACAUUAUUCUAGAAUCACAGCUGCCGAAGGGCAUGGAAGGUACAAUCGACAAAAUUGCUGCCCUAGAGGGUUAUACAGGCACUGUGGAUUCGAUGACUCCAGAAGCGGAAAGUGGAAAUCCUCCUGAAUUCAUUACUACACCGUCUGACCUUAUCUUGUCGGAGAAUUCAUCAGCUCACUUUGAAUGCCGACUAAUUCCUGUUAAUGAUUCUAGUAUGCGAGUAGAAUGGUUCCAUAAUGGUAAACCACUUUUGACUGGAUCCCGAGUCAAAACCAUAAAUGACUUUGGUUUUGUUAUACUUGAAAUUGGAGGUGUGUAUCAACGCGACGCUGGUCUUUACACUUGCAAAGCCACGAACCGACACGGCGAAGCAACCGUGUCAUGUAAACUACAAGUUAAAGGUAGACAAGGCAUUAUUCUUGAACCUCAAUUACCAUCACAUUUCAAGUCUGGUACUGAAAGUAUUCAAAAAUUGGAGGAAACUUUGCAUAAACGCGAAGAAAUUACUGUCGAAGAUGAGAAACCUAAUCCUCCUCGUUUUACUGUGGAAAUCAAAGAUAACAUUGACGUCCCUGAAGGUGGGCCGAUCCACUUCGACUGCCGUGUUGAGCCGGUUGGUGACCCCUCAAUGAGGAUAGAUUGGUUCUACAACGGCAGACCUUUCGCGACUGGUUCUCGCGUGCACAUGCUUAAUGAUUUCGGAUUUAUUGCUUUAGACAUCGAUUACAUCUACGCACGCGACGCAGGUGAAUAUACCUGUCGUGCUACCAACAAGUGGGGCUCUGCAACUACCACUGCUAAGAUCACUUGUAGUGCCAAACGUGAUAUUAUUUUGGACUCGCAGUUGCCGCAAGGCAUGAGCGGUGAAAAGAUUAAGGAACUUGAAAGAGGACGUAUAAGCGAUGCUCCGAAGGAGGAACCGGUCAUCAGUUCACCACCUAGGUUUAUUACACAGAUCCAAUCACACACUGUUGAAGAAUCUGAGGGCGUACGAUUUGAAUGCCGCGUAGAACCUAAGGAAGAUCCGAAACUGCGUAUCGAGUGGUACCGCAAUGGAAAGUUGUUGCCCUCUGGACACCGGUAUCGAACGGUGUAUGAUAUGGGCUUUGUAUCUCUUGAUAUCUUGUACGUAUACGCAGAAGAUUCCGGCGAAUACGUAUGCAGGGCUGUCAACGAUUUUGGGGAAGAUUUUACCAAGGGAACAAUAUCUUGUAAACAACUGCCUGAUAUUAUUCUCCAAAACCAAGUUCCUCGUGGUAUGAAGAGAUCUGAAGCUCUGACUCAAAUGGAAGCGACCAUCAAGAAGUAUACUUCAGAAAUAUUCUUGACUGAGGAUGACCUUUACGAUGCUGAUAAAAAACAACCACCUCGCUUUGUAACUCAGAUUCAAAGCCAAACAACAUUGGUAGAAAUGGAAUCAACAAAGUUUGAAUGCCAGUUAGCACCUGUAGGAGACCCUAACAUGAAAGUAGAGUGGUUCUUCAAUGGGAAACCUUUAUUACACAAAAAUCGCUUCGCACCCAUCUACGAUUUUGGUUACGUAGCCAUGAAUUUCGGCUGGGUGUACCCUGAAGACAGUGGCGAGUAUGUUUGUCGCGCGACUAAUCUUUAUGGAAUGGAUGAAACUAGAGCUAUCAUCAAGACUGCCGGUAAACCGGGUAUCGUGUAUGAUUCACAACUCCCCAAGCACAUGAAAAGUAUUGAAAAGAUUAGAGAGAUGGAAGCUUCUUGGCAGGUGACACAAGAACAAGUGGUGGAUGAGACCAAGGCACGAUCUGCACCUGUGUUCGUCAGCCGUCCUGAUCCUGUGACGGUAGAAGAAGGCGAGUGGGCUCGCUUCUGCUGCCGUGUCACUGGUCACCCCAAACCGCGAGUCAUGUGGCUUCUUAAUGGAAACACCAUUGUCAAUGGUUCAAGAUAUAAGCUUAUCUACGACGGAAUGUAUCACUUUGACAUACCGAAAACAAGACAGUAUGAUACUGGUAAAAUCGAAGUCAUCGCAAGAAGCUCUGCCGGCGAGGCUUUGGCUACGACCGAACUUAAAGUUAUUCCGAGACACGACGACUAUAGAGGUGUAUUGAAAAAUGCUCCACGACCUUGGUAUGAUGAGACAAAACAACGCACUGAAACUGAAUUAGAAAAAACCUUCGAAGAGAGACAGACGCUGCAACGUCAAGGAGUAAUCGACCACAGACCUGAAUUGAAACCGAAGGUUGUUAAAGAACCUGAGACCGAAUGGCAACAAACCGUCAAAAAGAAGAAGAGUGAAGAAUAUUACAAUAAACUUCAGGAAUUAGAAAAUGAACAAGUUGUGAAAGAAAGCAGACUGAGGGAAUCGACUCACCAAUUUGCUAUUCCUGGUGAUAAGGUCGUUAGCAGCUCGGUUGCUAAAGGAAUGGCGCAAAAAUACCAAGAUAACCUAGAACAAACCGAGGAGGUGGUUACGCAACAACAAGUACAGAGAAAAGUAGUGAAACCUAAAAUACCUGAUCCGUCUGAAUCCACCGUCCAUGGCAAAGAAGUACACGUCGCCAAGCAGAAACAAAUCCAAAAGGAAGUAGUAGGCGACACAGAAAUAACUCGUAAGAUUACUUCUACGGAAACUACCGAAAUGGAACACAAGGCACAGACACACGAGCGAGUUGUGGAGGGACCCGUGAAACCCAGCAUGCCUCCGGUCUUCACCAAGAAAAUGCAACCUUGCCGUGCCUUUGAACAUGAACAAGCUCGUUUCGAAGUGGAGUUCGAUGGCGAUCCGCUGCCUACAAUCAAAUGGUACAGAGAGAACUUCCCAAUCAAAAAUUCACCUGAUUUCCAAAUACAUACAUUUAGUACAAAAUCAAUCCUCAUUAUAAGACAAGUUUUCGUGGAAGAUUCUGCGGUGUUUGCCGCAGUGGCUGAGAACAGAGGAGGCACCGCUAAAUGCAGUGCUAAUCUAGUUGUCGAGGAGCGAAAGCGCCAAGGCAGAGGUGGAGUUAUUCCACCCAGUUUCACUCUAACUGCGCAGAAUGUUAAUGUUACAGCUGGACAAUUGGUGCGCUUUGACACAAAAGUUACCGGAACCAAGCCUAUCGAUGUUUAUUGGUUAAAGAAUGGCAAGAAAGUUCAGCCAGAUAUCAGGAACAAAAUCUUAGAAGAAGACGGAACUUACACUCUUUUGAUUCUUGAAGCAUAUCCACAAGAUUCCGGUAAAUAUGAGUGCGUUGCUAUUAACAGCGCCGGCGAAGCAAGAUGUGAUGCCGAGUGCUCGGUCAACGCUCCAGCUACAAAGGAAAAACCAAAGCCUCAGUCAAAGGCCGCAAAUGCUCCUCCAGAAAUCAUUGAACCUCUUAAAGAUAAAGUAGUUGCUGAAGGACAAGCGAUCGAGUUCAGCUGCAAAAUCGUUGGGAAACCAACACCUACUGUACAAUGGUAUAAAGGUGAUAAGUUGAUUAAACCAUCGAAAUACUUCCAAAUGUCAAGAGCCGCUGAUGAAUACACAUUACGUAUUUCGGAAGCUUUCCCAGAAGAUGAGGGAGACUACAAGUGCGUGGCUUACAAUUCAGGAGGCCGCGUCACUGUCGCAGCCAAGCUCAAAGUAUCGCUGCCAGAUCAAGCUGAUACUCUGCCUACACUCACGCCUCUACGCGAUGUCGUCGUUAUGGAAGGACAACCGGCUCAAUUCAAGACCCAUAUUACCAGCAAACUGAAACCGACUAUUCAAUGGCUUCGUGAAGGUGCUCUUAUUCCUGAAACUCCUGAUUUUCAGAUGAUCCACGAAGGCAACAACGCUGUUCUGCUGAUCGGUAACACGUAUCAGGAGGACACGGGCACGUUUACUUGCCGUGCGACCACCGCCGCCGGCCAGGUCGAGACCUCGGCAAAGCUAGUCGUCAAAAAAUCCCAAAAAACGGUUCGCAAAGCGUUCCAGGACAAAUCGGAAAUCACAAAAGUUAUCGGUGAGAAGGGCGAAGUAAUUACAAAUAGAUCGUUAUACCAGUCGACAGAAGAGUCAAACAUAUUAAAAAUAGACAAUGCUCAAGAUGUCGAUACAAGGAAAAUGUCUAGAACAGUACCAUGGCGUAACCAAAGUCAGUCGGAAUCUAUCCAAAUCACAAAAGAAGAAAACCUUGAAGUACGUCAUUGGAGAAAACAGCGUCCUGAAGAAGUAACAUCAGUUCAACAGACUGUCACAACAGAGGAUGCAAAUAUUUUAAGAGUAAAUCGCAAAGAGAGUAUUGACAAAACUAAAAUUGAAGAAGCUAAAGUUGAAGAAACUUUAGAAACAAAGCACUGGCGCAAACCAAGAACUCAAGAAAAACCCCAAGUUCUUGAUAAAACUUCGGUAAUAGAAGAUUCUACCAUACUUGACGUACAACAAAAAGAAGUUACUGACGAAGUACUUCAAACAAAAUCCUGGAGAAAGCCGCGUGUACAACAAGAAUCAAAGGACGUGGAAAAGACAUUGGUAGUAGACGAUUCUACUAUUAUGGGUGUGCAGAAAGUUACUACUCAGGAAGAAGAACAAGCUGCAUUAGAUGUAAAACACUGGCGAAAGCCAAGAGCGGAAGUAAAACCAAAAUUUUUGGACACAUCGAAACAUACUGAAGAUACAUCGAUACUGGAAGUGGAAAAAACGGAAAUUGAUGAAGUUGUUAUAAAGGAUAAUUUGAAACCUAAGCAUUGGAGAAUAUCCCAUAAGGAAUCCAAAUCAAGUUUUGAAGAAUCCAAUAUUAUAGAUAUACAAGAAACAGACUCGAUUGUAAAAGAUGAGGGUCUUGAAACAAGACUUUGGCGCAAACCACGCGCAGAGGAUAAAACGAGGCCAUCCGAACCCGAUAAGAAAGAAGUUGUUCCUUGGACACAAGAGGCUGUUAAAUUACGUCCUACUAAAGUUGAAAAGGGUCAGAUAGUAAAAGAAAAGUUGGAAGAUGUAACUUUGAAACCGGUAAGAAAGGAGUCUAUCCAAACUAUGGAAACGUUAGUGAUAGAAGAAUCAAUAACUCGUGAGGAAGACACAGUGAUACUUAAAGUAUCAGAGAAUGAAGAUAUUGAAAAAAUUGUAGGAAAAGAAGACAGCCUUGAGCAACGAACAUCUACGUGGAAACGAGCACCUAAGCCAAAACAUGAACAAGAAGAUGUGACAUCAGUACCCACUCGAAAAACAGUUAUCCCUGAAGAAGAAAGAACUGGGGAAGUUCAAAUAAAACCUGUUAAAACACCAAUUGAUGACGUUAAGCCGCAAGAAGCAUCUUGGCGUACAGGAAAAAGACGCCCUCAGGAAGAACAACCAAAGGAAGAGGUUGUUCUUAAACCCAUUCCGAAGCAAAAACCUCUGGAAGAAGAAAAGCCCGAGGCAGUAAAACUAAAACCUGUGAAAAAGGAUAGAUCUAUUGAAGAAGAUAGGCCUGAAGAAGUCAAAUGGCCUACAGGUAAGAGACGUCCGAAGGAAGAACAACCAAUGGAAGAAGUUGUUCUUAAACCCAUUCCGAAACAGAAAGCACCAGAAGAAGAAAAACCUGAAGAGGUGCAACUAAAACCAGUCAAAAAAGAAAAAUCUGUCGAAGAAGAUAAGCCUGAGAAAGUCAAAUGGCCUACAGGCAAGAGACGUCCUAAGGAAGAUGAACCUAAGGAAGAAGUCGUACUUCAACCUAUUCCGAAACAAAAAGCACCAGUAGAAGAAAAACCUGAGGAGGUGCAAAUGAAACCAAUCAAGAAGGAAAAAACUGUCGAAGAAGACAAGCCUGAAGAAGUCAAAUGGCCUACAGGUAAGAGACGUCCUGAGGAACAGCAAUCAAAAGAAGAGGUCAUCCUUAAACCUAUCCCAAAACAAAAACCACUUGAAGAAGAAACACCUGAGGAAGUUCAGCUGACGCCUAUUAAAAAGGAAAAGCCGAUUGAAGAAGGUAAACCGAAAGAAGUUUCUUGGCGAACAGGCAAAAGACGACCUCAAGAAGAACAACCAAAUGAAGAGGUUGUUCUUAAACCCGUUACUAAACAAAAACCUCAGGAAGAAGAAAAACCUGAGGAAGUGCAACUAAAACCAGUUAAAAAAGAUAGAUCUAUUGAAGAAGAUAAGCCUGAAGAAGUCAAAUGGCCUACGGGUAAGAAACUUCCUAAGGAAGAGGAACCUAAGGAAGAAGUCGUCCUUAAACCCAUUCCGAAACAGAAAGCAUCAGAAGAAGAAAAACCUGAAGAGGUGCAGCUAAAACCAGUCAGGAAAGAAAAAUCUGUUGAAGAAGACAAGCCUGAGGAAGUCAAAUGGCCUACAGGCAAGAGACGUCCUAAGGAAGAUGAACCUAAGGAAGAAGUUGUACUUAAACCUAUCCCGAAACAAAAAGCACCAGUAGAAGAAAAGCCUGAGGAGAUGCAACUGAAACCAAUCAAGAAGGAAAAACCUGUCGAAGAAGACACGCCUGAAGAAGUCAAAUGGCCUACAGGUAAGAGACGUCCUAAGGAACAGCAACAAAAAGAAGAGGUCAUCCUUAAACCUAUCCCAAAACAAAAACCACUUGAAGAAGAAACACCUGAGAAAGUUCAGCUGAUGCCUAUUAAAAAGGAAAAGCCGAUUGAAGAAGAUAAACCGAAAGAAGUAUCUUGGCGGACAGGCAAAAGACGCCCUCAAGAAGAACAACCAAAGGAAGAGGUUGUUCUUAAACCCAUUCCGAAGCAAAAACCUCUGGAAGAAGAAAAGCCCGAGGAAGUACAACUAAAACCUGUCAAAAAGGAUAGAUCUAUUGAAGAAGAUAAGCCUGAAGAAGUCAAAUGGCCUACAGGUAAGAGACGUCCUAAGGAAGAACAACCAAAGGAAGAAGUUGUUCUUAAACCCAUUCCGAAACAGAAAGCACCAGAAGAAGAAAAACCUGAAGAGGUGCAACUAAAACCAGUCAAGAAAGAAAAAUCUGUAGAAGAAGACAAGCCUGAAGAAGUCAAAUGGCCUACAGGCAAGAGACGUCCUAAGGAAGAUGAACCUAAGGAAGAAGUCGUACUUAAACCUAUUCCAAAGCAAAAGCCACUUGACGAAGAAACACCUGAGGAAGUUCAGCUGACACCUCUUAAAAAGGAAAAGCCGAGUGAGGAAGAUAAACCGAAAGAAGUAUCAUGGCGGACAGGCAAAAGACGCCCUCGGGAAGAACAACCAAAUGAAGAAGUUGUUCUUAAACCUAUUCCGAGACAAAAACCUCAGGAAGAAGAAAAACUUGAGGAAGUGCAACUAAAACCAGUCAAAAAGGAUAGGUCUAUUGAAGAAGAUAAGCCUGAAGAAGUCAAAUGGCCUACGGGUAAGAGACGACCUAAGGAAGAGGAACCUAAAGAAGAAGUUGUCCUUAAACCCAUCCCGAAACAGAAAGCAGAAGAAAAAUCUGAAGAGGAGCAACUAAAACCAAUCAAGAAGAAGAAACAUAUUGAAGAAGACAAGCCUGAAGAAGUCAAAUGGCCGACAGGUAAGAGACGUCCUAAGGAAGAAGAAACAAAGGAAGAAAUAGUACUAAAACCGAUUCCGAAACAGAAAGAAGGAGAAGAAGAAAAACCUCAAGAGGUGCAACUAAAACCAAUCAAGAAGGAGAAACCUAUUGAGGAAGACAAGCCUGAAGAAGACAAGCUGGAAGAAGUCAAAUGGCCGACAGGUAAGAGACGUACUAAGGAAGAAGAACCUAAGGAAGAUGUUAUCCUUAAACCUAUUCCGAAAAAGAAAGAACCAGAAGAAGAAAAACCUGUAGAAGUGCAACUAAAACCUGUCAAAAAGGAUAAGUCUAUUGAAGAAGACAAGCCUGAAGAAGUCAAAUGGCCUACAGGUAAGAGACGUCCUAAGGAAGAACAACCAAAGGAAGAAGUUGUUCUUAAACCCAUUCCGAAACAGAAAGCACCAGAAGAAGAAAAACCUGAAGAGGUGCAACUAAAACCAGUCAAGAAAGAAAAAUCUGUAGAAGAAGACAAGCCUGAAGAAGUCAAAUGGCCUACAGGCAAGAGACGUCCUAAGGAAGAUGAACCUAAGGAAGAAGUCGUACUUAAACCUAUUCCUAAACAAAUGGCACCGGAAGAAGAAAAGCCUGAGGAGAUUCAGCUGACACCUCUUAAAAAGGCAAAGUCGAUUGAAGAGGAUAAACCGAAAGAAGUAUCUUGGCGGACAGGCAAAAUACGCCCUCAGGAAGAACAACCAAAGGAAGAGGUUGUUCUUAAACCCAUUCCGAAGCAAAAACCACAGGAAGAAGAAAAGCCUGAGGAAGUACAACUGAAACCAGUCAAGAGGGAAAGACCCACAGAAGAAGACGAUAAGCCCAAAGUUCUAAAAUCUAUUUUAAAACAACCUUCAUUUGAAACUGAAGAAGAAAAAUCUGAGAUUGUUCAGGUUCCAGAGCAAUUGAAAGAAAAUAAAGUGGAAAAAAUAAAGAAAAAAGUUAAGAAAGAGAGGUCUAUGGAGGAAGUCAAAAUUGAAGAAGACGAAGCUAAAGAAGUACCAGUGCAAGAUAUCCAGGAAGAAAUCACAACUGUGGUAACAAAACAAAAGAAAGUAAUUAAGAAACAUAAAGAAGAUAAGAAAAAAGAAGUCGCGCCUAUCAUAAUUCAGCCAAUAAAGGCAAUCAAUUUAUUGGAAAACUGUGAUUUCGAACUUACGGUGACUUUUGAGGCCCUGGACGAUAGUGAAGUAACAUGGUAUCGAAAUAAUCAACCUCUCGAACAAGGUGCUGAUUGUACCAUACAUACUGAAAAUGGCAAAUCAUGUGUAAAAAUAUGUUCAGCAGAUAAAAAGAAAGUAGGAAAAUAUGAAGUAACCAUUCAAAGCAAUAACAAGAUCGUUAAAUCAGCAAGUUCUGUAAAACUACUAAAAUCUAAAAGUGAAGAUGAAAUUCAGCCACCGAUAUUCAUACAACCCGUGAAACCUAAAGAGGUUUAUGUAGGCGAAGUUUUACUUUUGGAAGUUGAAGUUCAGUCCAGCCCAUGUGCCUCUUUUCAAUGGUUUUUAGACACCAAAGAAGUAACAUCUUACGCAAAAGAAAAUAAAUUAAACAAUAUGUUCGUGACUAACCGGGACAAUACGUCGUGUCUUUGUAUUGAAAAUAUCGAUCAAAGUUGUACAGGAAUUGUCACAUGUAGAGCAGAAAAUUUUGCUGGAUCAGUCUCCAGUUCUGCGACUCUUUUGGUGAAGGAAAAAGAUGAUUAUGAUAGUGUUGGAUACGAACCUGUGUUUAUAAAACCAUUAAAACCUGUUACUGUAAUGGACGGAGAUCAAAUCAUUCUUAGUUGUGAAGUACUAGGCCAACCUUGGCCCAAGAUAGAAUGGUAUCACAAUGAAAAAACUGUCCAGAAGGCCAAAGAUAUAACAAUUGGACGUCAAGAAUCGGGAUUAUGUGAAUUAAUUGUUAAAGAAGCCUUCCCAGAAGUGGCAGGCAUUUAUCACUGUAAAGCAACUAAUGAAUUUGGGAGUAAUAGCAGCGAAUGUUUCGUUACUGUGGAAGCUUACGAAUACAUAGCGAGUGCAUCAGAAGAGGACAUCUUAAGUGACGAGAGAACGAGUGACAUCGAAGAGUUUGCUCCGCGUAUAGUGAAAGCCCUGCCAACUGUAAUCUCAACUACCGAAGGCGAAUUAACGAGAUUGGAAGCUAAAGCAAUAGGGAUACCUAAGCCUCAAAUAAGAUGGUUUAAACAAGGCGCUGAAAUAAAACAGUCUCAAGAAUAUCAAAUAGAAGAAAUGGACGACGGGACCUCAAUAUUAAUAAUUCCUGAAGUUUAUCAGGACGACACAGGUGAAAUAAAGUUCGAAGCGUACAACGCGUUAGGUGUAACGUCAACGAUUGCUGCACUGUCUGUUGAAAGUAUCAUCGGCACAAAGGAGUAUAGGAAACCGGAAUGGGUGACUCAUAUGGAAGAAUUACAGGCUGCUUUAAAAGCUUCACAGUCAGUACCAACUUUUGUAAAAGAUAUCUUUAGUGAACGCGUCCAUGAAGAAGAAAGUGUUAUUUUUGAAGCUAAAUAUAGUGGAAAUCCAAAGCCAGAAAUAUUGUGGUAUAAGGACGACAAGGUAAUAAGGACAGACGAGAACUUUUUGAUAGAAAAUAUCGACAAUAUUACCACAUGUAAGAUUGAGAAAGCUACACCAGAACUAGAAGGAACUUAUAUGUGCAAGGCGGUAAGUGAUAUUGGAAUGGCUGUAACUAAAGCAAAACUACAAGUUUUCAAAGCUGGAGAAACAAUUAAAAAGGUAAAAAAAGAAAAAGUAACGAAAAGAAAAGAUGAAAAAAUUACAAAAGAGACGGCGAAAGAAGUUAUUGAGGAGCCGAAUAAAGAAGUUACUGUAAUAGAAGAAGUCCAGAGUGUAGGUGUGGUAAAACCGAUUAAAAAGAUUGAUAAAGAAACAGCUAAACUUAUUGUUAGUGAAGCAGAGCAUGUAGAAACAACAGAUGUUGCGUCAUAUAAAAAAGUUGACAGAAAAGAAAAGAAAAUACCAAAAACGGAGAAGGUGGAACCUGUUAUAGCGCCACAUGACUAUUUGGUGUCGUCUCAGAAACAAAAGGAGGAAACUGUGCAACCUAUAGAAAAACUUGAUUUUGAAACUCAACAGAGCAUAAUAAAAAUUGUUGAAGGAGAUUCACGCAUGGUUGCUGAAAUAAACGAGUUGCUUGAAGUAAUUAACGCCAAAGAAUUCGGGCCAGGUCAGUCACCCUUAAGAGAAUUAGCAAAAAUCGGUUACAUGUUAAGAACUGGUGUUUCGAUCGAACAAAUCGAAGGUUUAUACGAUUCACAAUAUUUCCCAGCAUUAAGAGUACCACAAUCACAAUCCGCAUUAGUACAGUUAGUAGAAAGACAAGGUCAUGGUGCGCUCAUCACAGAAGUUCUUACCGAAGAAACUGCUCAAGACGAAGAUUUAAUAGCAGCUAAAGUUGGUUUCCGAGCUUUCUUGAAAAUGGUUGAAAUGAAGCACACUUCCGUUGAAGAAGUUAUUGCCCAUUUCUAUCCAGAAGAUUUUAAGCCUCGUUCCUGGGAACAAAGGGAGGCACAUGAGGUCAUUGUGGAGUCGUCUGCUGAUCGCGUUGCCAAGACGCAUACUAUCAAAAUAUUAAAGGAUACCAGUGAAGUAGAGGAAACACAGGAUAUCAAAGAAAAACAACAAGCCAAACGCAAAAAGACUAUACGACAGAAAUCAGGUUCAGAAGAAGUUGAAGAAGUGAUUGAAGAAACUAGAAAGAAAAUAAAAACAUUACGUCCAAAGGAAAAUAUAGAAUCAUACGAAGAAGACGAAACCGGUAUAUUUGAUAAAGAAGAAUUCCCGUAUAUUAAAACUAUUGCGACCGAUAUACCUGAAAAUAAAGUUGAAGUAAUAGCAGAAAGCCAAGUUACUCAUAUUGUACCCGACAAAAUGACAGACAAUAUUACUGCUAAUCUAAGAGUUGAUACGAAUUAUCCAGUAAUUAGCAAUAUGCAGCAAAUACAAGAAAAAGAAGAGCCAUUAGACGUCAAAGAAAAAAGUGAAGUUAUUAUUAAACCGUCAUUAUCAGAAAUAGAACCACUGCAAGUAACAGAAGUAGAAAUAAGCAAUUCAAUCGGAGAAUAUCAAACAAGUAAAAUCAAAACUGACAGUAAGGCUAAUGAAAGCGUAGUUCCUAAAGAAAGCUUCUUGACGUCUGAAAUUAUUACAAACUUUUCAGUGUCUGACUUACAAACAGAUGAGAAAAAUGUACAAAAAGCUAAACCCUCUAUGAUAUUGAAAGAUGCACUUGGAAUAUCAGAACAAAUUACGUCCUUAAGAGAAGCUCCACUCGAAGAGACUCAAGUAAAGAAAUCCAACGCGUCCGUUUCAUUUUCACCGUUAUCAGAACUAAAUGUUUCAGAAGUCAUUGAAGAAAUGAAAGAACAUGAUACUAUUAAUAUUACGCCUGAAAAACCUGUCACUUCGAAACUUAACUUCAAUUUACUAGAGUCUGUACAAGUCGGAGAAGUUUAUGUUGAAGAUAAAUCUGGGAAAUAUUAUCCAGAAUUAAUCGUACCAACUGAAACAGCACGCAAAGAAGUGCUUGUAUCUAAUCAGCUAGUUACUGAAGUACACGACGUGCAAGAAAAAGAAGGAUCUAUGUCUGCACUAAAAUUGCCUCCGAUGCAAGAAGCAAUCGUAGAUAUUACUUCUAAAGAUAGCUUAGUUAUUUCUAUUGGUGAAUCACACGAAAAGGAAGAAGACUUACCUAUUCCUGAAAUGCCAUCUAAAUUUAUUGUAGACGAAGAUUUGACGCUGCAUACCAGCCUCACAAACACUAUCACGACUGCUCAUAUAAAAGAAUCAGAAUUUAUUUCCGAUACAUUAUCUGGUAAAAAAGCUGUUAUUGGUGUUAAUGAACAUCAGCACACAUUCAAUGUAGAAACAAAUAUACAUGAUUCUGAGAGUAUAUUAGAAAAGAAACAAUCUGUUCAAGGUACACAAGCAGAGGUAUCAAUAUCAUUUUUAGAUAAAAACUUUAUAGAAGAAGUCCUUGUCAAUGAAAGUGAAAGAGAUCUUAUAAUAAAGGAAGACAAACAUGCAGCUUUGGCUGACUUAGACGUAAAAGCCAUAGAGCCUGUUGUAACUUCAGAAGUAGUGCAGAUGUCUUCUAUAUCAGAUUUAAUGACAACGGAUAAUGUAGAAAGCGAAUCAGCGACACAAAGUGUUAUAACAGCGAACGCAAAGAUAGUUUCCUAUCCUCUUAUUCAUGAUCAAGAAGUGAAUCAAGACUAUCCAAGCAGAAAAUCAGAAACAAUAACACAGUCCCUAAUUCCUAACAUGUCGAUAUCAGUUUCAGAAACUGAGUCAUCGGAAUCGGAAAAUAAGCUUUCUUUAAAUAAAUUACCUGAGGGAAUGAAUGCAAAGCCGUCUCCUGCUCAUCCGCUCAAAUCCCCAAUUUCAGAGAUAGUGACCACAGUGGAUCAUGAAGGUGUUAUUUCUUUACCGCAAAAUAUUACCGAAACUGCUAGUGAACAACGAGAUUUGCACAAAGAAAUAACAAUACUCCAAACAACUGUUCAUGAACAAUUAGAUAAAUUAGAUGCAAGAAAAUCGCAAGAGAGUAAAGCUGUGGCAUCUUUUAUUAGUAAAGAAAGCUUAAAUGUUACUGAAGUAAUACCAAACAUUACUGAAACAAAAUUAGAUGCAAUUUUACAAAAGGAAGGUACUUUUGCCAAGAUGGACUUUGACACCGACCAUAAAAUUGCUAUAACAUCUGAAGUUACAACACGAGAUUCUUUAAAUCAGUUUGAUAGUGCAAGGCCAAAUUAUGAAGAAGCUCAACUUUCAUCAAAUGUUAUGACAUCUAUACAAGUAACUGAAAAUAAAAUUUUAGAUACUCAGUCACCAUUAUCGGUCUCUAUACAACCAGACUUAAAAACAAUAAAACCGGAAAUAAUUCCAUCCGAACAAGUAAUAAAUGUAUCAGAAGUAGUACAACAUGAAAAAGAAAGUGAUUAUACAGUAAACACAUUGCCUGAUACUUAUAUAGCACUCACAGAUGUUUCUGGUAGACCAGUGGCUAUAUCAUCGGAACUAAUUAUAGACUCUAGCUUAGGUUGCACAGAAGAAGAAAACUUGGCGAAUAAACUUAAAACAGCUAAUGUAGACAACAUAACCCAUAAAGAAAUUAUCAUAAGCACUACUGAUAGUAACGAGAAGGAAAGUUCGUUGGAUGUAUUUGUUAAGCCAUCUACUGUAGCUGCUAUUAUUAAUAUUGAUUCAAGUCAGGCUAUUAUUGUAGAAGAGAAUAAACCUGAGCUUGCUCCGUCGUUGUUUGGAUUACCGAGUGAAACGCCAUGGGCUAACGCAUCGGAAGGUGCUAUACCAAAAGAGGCUAUUACUCAAGAAGAAACUUUAAUUCAUAUGUCAGAAGCUCCCCUUUUACUGAAGGAAAAGGAUAAAGAAACCAAACCAAGUGUAUCAUUGGCUGCAUUACAGGCACCUGAAUGUAACGAAAAGUUACCUAUUGAAAGCGAAAAUCAACUGGUUCUUCCUAUAAUACCAGACCAACAACAAGCAGACUUUUCAGUGGCAACUAAUUACGGAUUAAUUACGUCAGAAACUACAUCACAAGCUGACAAUGUAGAAAGCACCACUAAUGUUGAAAUGAUUUACAAAAAUGCUGCAUACAAAACAGAUUACUUUUAUGGUAAAGCAGCUCAUAUAGAAGAAGUAAUUACUAGUCAUCAAACAGAAGAUUUCAGUAACGAAAAACUUACAACUCAGAAGUCUAGCUUGACUCCAGCUCCAGCCAACUAUAUGCUUGAACAAACAGAAAUAAUUACCGCUGAAAAAGAAACUUCGUUGCCUGAACAAAAAACCUUAUUAUCGAACAUAAAACCUGAUAUCACUGAGACACAAGCCGUUAUAACAAGUUGUGUGGAAACUGUAGAUAAAGAAAAAGAUUUUGAAGGUAAAAUUCCCUUACCAAUGCAAGAUGCUUCUGUUGCGUUUGUUCCUUUAGUGAGCACCAUCGGUACAGAAGUACUCAGUACUUGCAAUGUAGAAGAUUUAGACAAAAAAUCACUAAAGCCUUCUCAAGCUACUAUAACACAGGAUGAUUUACAAAAACAUCUACAGGGAGUACAAGUUUUAUUAGGUGAAAAAGAAUCCGAUUUAAUAACAAUAAAAUCUGACGCACAACAAGAAGCAUUAUCAACGUUGGUUGAAAUGACAGCAAAGGAGAUAUUAGAAGUACAAACAAUAGAGAAGGAAAAAAUAUUCGACAAAUCUCCUGAUAUUUCUGAUACUACUGCUCAUCCUUCUAUUAGCGAGCAACAGCCAUUGACAAAUACCGAAGUAGUAACGAGCCAAGAAAUUGAAGAUCUGCACAUUCCCAUUACAAUGAAUUCCAAAAAUGCUUUGACUACACACGGAAUGCAAGAAGCUAUACAAAAGUUAGUGCCAUUUGUGGGUGAAAAGGAAGAUAUAUUCAUUGAAGAAGUAACAACGACGCGAACAUCUAAAGGCAAUGUUGAAGAACAAAAAUCAGUAGAUGUUACAGAGAUAAUUUUGACAGAAUCAGAAAUACCUAUGGACAAAGCAUCUUCAGUAAAAACGGAAGCCUUAGAAUCGAAAUUUGAAGAAAGCAAUUACUUGAAUAUUUCUGUAGUUACUCCUUCAGAUAAAGAAAGUGAUAUUCAAUUAAUGCAACGUAAGCCACAAGAAGAAAAACCAGGUAUUGUAGUCGAAUCCUAUCAACAUGUUACCGUUAUUGACACACAAAUCAGAGAAAAAGAGGAAUUAAUUGAAACGAAAGACACUCCACACUUAAACAUAAAACAUGUAGACAUGCAACCUAUUCAACACAUUACUACUACUGAGACUGUUGUUAUGGAAGGCGACACAGAAUUUGAAAAUUUAAAAUCGAAAAAUGAGAAAGCAAAUCAGUCUCAAACAACAACUGAAGCCUUAUACAAUGAACAGCAACAAUUAAUAGAAACUGUCACGUCAAUACCUUCGUUAUACAAACCUGAAAAAACUGAAGCCAUCCCAGAUAUUGUAGGUUUGAAAUCUAUAGAACAAACAGAAAUUUACACAGAAGAAAAGCCUGACAUAUUUUCUAAGUACUUACCAAAAGAUGAACAAGCACAUCAAAUCCAAACUACAGUAAAAGAAACUCUUACUACUCAACCUCAGGUAGUAGAAAGUAUAAUCGACCUUUCGACAGAUUAUAAACCCGAAGGGAAUCAUGCUUUGUGUGAAUUAGAACUUCAUAAAAGUUAUGUGACAUCUGAAAGUUCAGUUCAAGAAGUAACAGAUUCAAUUGGAGCUACUGAUAGUCAAAAUAAAAUUGCUCAAAAACAAGUUAUUGAAAUGAAAUCGUUAGUUCAAACGGAAAUUAUAACUGGGGAGGAUUUGGUAGUUUUUGAUAAAAUUACUCCUAAAAAGGAUGAAAAAGCUGAAGAGACUUGUACGGUAUUGCAAGAAAUAUCUCAGUCUAAACCAGAAAUACUUGAAAUUGCUCGCGAUUUCACAGGAUCAUUUAAACCUGAAACAAACAAAGCGUCAUUUGACGUAGAAACACAUAAGAGUUACAUGGUAUCUGAAGAUAUAACUCAAGAAUUACCUAAAGAGAUUCUGAUUGAUGAGAAUAAUACUAAGCAAGUCACCGAGCAAUUAUUAGAAUUAAAACCAUUAGAACAAACCGAAAUUAUAACUGGAGAAAAUGCCACAUCAAUCAGCGUUUCUAGUCAUGAAGAAAAAUCUAUUCUUGCCCAACCGAUAAAGAUGGAACCAAUUAGUCAAAGUAACAUUUUAAUUCAUGAAAAAGAAGUCGAUACAGCCUUUGAUAAGCCUUAUCACGUAGAAAAUGCAUCAGUUUCCUUUAAUACUACGGAAGGUGUUACUGUGUAUCAGAUGACUCAUGACGACUCGCAAACAGACUUAGUUACCACAAUAAAUCAACAAGUAAUUGCUGAAAAAUCUAUAAAUACUUUUACACCCCUACAGUGUACAGAAAAUACUGCAGAAAUUCAAGUAGAUGAAUUUUUCACACCAACAACACAAAGUAAAACCAUGACUAUGAGUACCACUGAAAUAUCUCCUUUAAUAGUUACAGACACUUUAAGCCUUCAACAUGAAAGUGAAUUAAAUAUCACUGAACCUAAAAAGCAGAAACUGAAAAAAGGCUUUACCCUUUCAAAUGAACUUGAAGUCACAGAAGAAUUCGUAGAUGAACAUAUAGAACCUUACACAGAGGACCGACCACAACAAGUUAAAAGUAAAGUGGCUACAACCGAUGAAAAUUUACACACGAUUACAUUAUCUGAGCAAGAAACACAAAUCGAUAAAUUCGAAGAAGCCGUACAGUCUCCGAAAUCGUCGGACGUAGAAGAAACGGAAGAAAUAAUAACAAAAUUCAUUCAAGCCCCAGGAAAUAAUGAACCGAUACAAGUAAAAACCAAACGAACUAUUUUAAGAAAAAAGAGAAAGUCCAAAAACAUAGAAGAAGGAGAUGUGGUAAUAGAAGAAAGUUUAGACAACGAUAUAGCAAAACAACCGCAAGAAGUAAAGCAUGAUGUUGACAUAGAAGAAUACAUAGGUGAUGAUAUGACAGUUAUCGACGAUUUCGACAAAAGUACAAUCGAACUACCGGAUGAAGUAUUACACAUUCCAAAAAUGCAAACGCAAGUGCAAAUCGAAGAAAUGGAAGACUUGGAAGAGCAAAAUCCAGACCAAGUUGAAAUUACAGAAAUAUAUCCCAAUAUAGAAACACCAGAAGAAAAGAAAAAGCAAAAGAAAAUUAUCAAACGUAUCGUAAAAAAGAAAAUAGAUACUAAAACUGAAGAAACCAAAGCGGUACAAGAACCACUAGAAGAAACAGAAGAAAUUACAAAUGACUACAUUGUGAAUCUGAAAAAGGCUGAUGUAGUUGAAGAAGUGCCAGAAGAUGUAACAGUUACGCAAAUACAGACAGAUACAGGGAAAAUAAAAGAAAUUAAAACAACGAAAAAAAUUAAAAAGAAGAAAAAAGAUACUAACGAAGAAAUCGAAGAAAUAACAACAAUGACACAACUUGAUGAAACUCCUAUUCGGGAAGAGCACCCAGAACAAAGACCAAUGGAAAUAGUAGAAUUACCUGAAGAGUUCACUGUUGAAGAAACGACAACGCCUGAAGGAAAGACUAAACAUAAGAAAAUAACAAAACGAAUCAUCAAAAAGAAAGUUGGGCCUAAAGUAGAAACAACUGUAAUAAAAACAGAACAGGAAGACAAUGAAAAGCCAGUUGUAUCAAUCCAUAAAACAGAAGAAUUGGAGGACGAAACAACAACACUUCUUCAAGAUUUAACUAAACCAGAUCAAGCUGAAAUUGUACAAGAGGAACCGGAGACAGUGUCAGUUACAAAAAUUAAGACUGAAACUGGUGAAAUAAAAUCAGUUAAAACAACAAAACGCGUCGUAAAAAAGAAAAAGGGUCGUAAAAACGAAGUCACUGAAAUAACCACUGUCCAAAAAGACGAUGAAACUCCUGUCACAACUGUAACUGUCACUGAGGAACAAGUCCCAGAAGAAGAGGACACUAAACCUGUGGAAAUCAUAGAACUUCCUGAAGAAACAACUGUUGAAGAAGUUGGUCCAGGAGUAACAAAACAGGUUAAAAAAUCCAAAAAGAUUAUAAGGAAAAAGAAGGGACCUGCUGAAGAGGUUACAGAAAUAACUACAGUCACAAAAGAUGAUGAAGCUCCUAUCACCACGGUUACAGUCAAAGAAGAAAUACAGCCAGAAGACAAACAAACAGAAAUAGUAGAACUGCCUGAAGAGUUCACUGUUGAAGAAACGACAACGCCUGAAGGAAAGACUAAACAUAAGAAAAUAACAAAACGAAUCAUCAAAAAGAAAGUGGGGCCCAAAGUAGAAACAACUGUAAUAAAAACAGAACAGGAAGACAAUGAAAAGCCAGUUGUAUCAAUCCAUAAAACAGAAGAAUUGGAGGACGAAACAACAACACUUCUUCAAGAUUUAGCUAAACCAGAUCAAGCUGAAAUUGUACAAGAGGAACCUCAGACAGUUUCAGUCACAAAAAUUCAAACAGAGACUGGCGAAAUCAAAUCACUGAAAACAACAAAGCGCGUCAUAAGAAAGAAAAAGGGAGCUAAAGAUGAAGUCACUGAAAUAACCACUGUCCAAAAAGACGAUGAAACUCCCGUCACAACUAUUACCGUUACUGAGGAGCAAGUGCCAGAAGAAGAAGACACCAAACCUGUGGAAAUCAUAGAACUUCCUGAAGAAACAACUGUUGAAGAAAUUGGUCCAGGAGUAACAAAACAGGUUAAAAAAUCCAAAAAGAUUAUAAGGAAAAAGAAGGGACCUGCUGAAGAGGUUACAGAAAUAACUACAGUCACAAAAGAUGAUGAAGCUCCUAUCACCACGGUUACAGUCAAAGAAGAAAUACAGCCAGAAGACAAACAAACAGAAAUAGUAGAACUGCCUGAAGAGUUCACUGUUGAAGAAACGACAACGCCUGAAGGAAAGACUAAACAUAAGAAAAUAACAAAACGAAUCAUCAAAAAGAAAGUUGGGCCCAAAGUAGAAACAACUGUAAUAAAAACAGAACAGGAAGACAAUGAAAAGCCAGUUGUAUCAAUCCAUAAAACAGAAGAAUUGGAGGACGAAACAACAACACUUCUUCAAGAUUUAACUAAACCAGAUCAAGCUGAAAUUGUACAAGAGGAACCUCAGACAGUUUCAGUCACAAAAAUUCAAACAGAGACUGGCGAAACAAAAUCACUGAAAACAACAAAGCGCGUCAUAAGAAAGAAAAAGGGAGCUAAAGAUGAGGUCACUGAAAUAACCACUGUCCAAAAAGACGAUGAAACUCCCGUCACAACUAUUACCGUUACUGAGGAGCAAGUGCCAGAGGAAGAAGACACUAAACCUGUGGAAAUCAUAGAACUUCCUGAAGAAACAACCGUUGAAGAAGUUACUCCAGGAGAAACAAAACAGGUUAAAAAAUCCAAAAAGAUUAUAAGGAAAAAGAAGGGACCUGUUGAAGAGGUUACAGAAAUAACUACAGUCACAAAAGAUGAUGAAGCUCCUAUCACCACAGUUACAGUCAAAGAAGAAAAACAGCCAGAAGACAAACAAACAGAAAUAGUAGAACUGCCUGAAGAGUUCACUGUUGAAGAAACGACAACGCCUGAAGGAAAGACUAAACAUAAGAAAAUAACAAAACGAAUCAUCAAAAAGAAAGUUGGGCCUAAAGUAGAAACAACUGUAAUAAAAACAGAACAGGAAGACAAUGAAAAGCCAGUUGUAUCAAUCCAUAAAACAGAAGAAUUGGAGGACGAAACAACAACACUUCUUCAAGAUUUAACUAAACCAGAUCAAGCUGAAAUUGUACAAGAGGAACCGGAGACAGUGUCAGUUACAAAAAUUAAGACUGAAACUGGUGAAAUAAAAUCAGUUAAAACAACAAAACGCGUCGUAAAAAAGAAAAAGGGUCGUAAAAACGAAGUCACUGAAAUAACCACUGUCCAAAAAGACGAUGAAACUCCUGUCACAACUGUAACUGUCACUGAGGAACAAGUCCCAGAAGAAGAGGACACUAAACCUGUGGAAAUCAUAGAACUUCCUGAAGAAACAACUGUUGAAGAAGUUGGUCCAGGAGUAACAAAACAGGUUAAAAAAUCCAAAAAGAUUAUAAGGAAAAAGAAGGGACCUGCUGAAGAGGUUACAGAAAUAAUUACAGUCACAAAAGAUGAUGAAGCUCCUAUCACCACAGUUACAGUCAAAGAAGAAAAACAGCCAGAAGACAAACAAACAGAAAUAGUAGAACUGCCUGAAGAGUUCACUGUUGAAGAAACGACAACGCCUGAAGGAAAGACUAAACAUAAGAAAAUAACAAAACGAAUCAUCAAAAAGAAAGUUGGGCCUAAAGUAGAAACAACUGUAAUAAAAACAGAACAGGAAGACAAUGAAAAGCCAGUUGUAUCAAUCCAUAAAACAGAAGAAUUGGAGGACGAAACAACAACACUUCUUCAAGAUUUAACUAAACCAGAUCAAGCUGAAAUUGUACAAGAGGAACCGGAGACAGUGUCAGUUACAAAAAUUAAGACUGAAACUGGUGAAAUAAAAUCAGUUAAAACAACAAAACGCGUCGUAAAAAAGAAAAAGGGUCGUAAAAACGAAGUCACUGAAAUAACCACUGUCCAAAAAGACGAUGAAACUCCUGUCACAACUGUAACUGUCACUGAGGAACAAGUCCCAGAAGAAGAGGACACUAAACCUGUGGAAAUCAUAGAACUUCCUGAAGAAACAACUGUUGAAGAAGUUGGUCCAGGAGUAACAAAACAGGUUAAAAAAUCCAAAAAGAUUAUAAGGAAAAAGAAGGGACCUGCUGAAGAGGUUACAGAAAUAACUACAGUCACAAAAGAUGAUGAAGCUCCUAUCACCACGGUUACAGUCAAAGAAGAAAUACAGCCAGAAGACAAACAAACAGAAAUAGUAGAACUGCCUGAAGAGUUCACUGUUGAAGAAACGACAACGCCUGAAGGAAAGACUAAACAUAAGAAAAUAACAAAACGAAUCAUCAAAAAGAAAGUUGGGCCCAAAGUAGAAACAACUGUCAUAAAAACAGAACAGGAAGACAAUGAAAAGCCAGUUGUAUCAAUCCAUAAAACAGAAGAAUUGGAGGACGAAACAACAACACUUCUUCAAGAUUUAACUAAACCAGAAAUGGCUGAAAUUAUACAGGAGGAACCGGAGACAGUGUCAGUUACAAAAAUUAAGACUGAAACUGGUGAAAUAAAAUCAGUUAAAACAACAAAACGCGUUGUAAAAAAGAAAAAGGGUCGUAAAAACGAAGUCACUGAAAUAACCACUGUCCAAAAAGACGAUGAAACUCCUGUCACAACUGUAACUGUCACUGAGGAACAAGUCCCAGAAGAAGAGGACACUAAACCUGUGGAAAUCAUAGAACUUCCUGAAGAAACAACUGUUGAAGAAGUUGGUCCAGGAGAAACAAAACAGGUUAAAAAAACCAAAAGAAUCAUAAGGAAAAAGAAGGGUCCUGUUGAAGAAGUUACAGAAAUAACCACAGUUACAAAAGAUGACGAAGUGCCCGUUACAACGGUUACAGUUAAAGAAGAAAAGCAGCCAGAAGAAGACCAAACGGAAAUAGUAGAAUUACCUGAAGAACUGACUAUUGAACAAACGACAACGCCUGAAGGAAAGACUAAACACAAGAAAAUAAUAAAGAGGAUCAUUAAAAAGAAAGUGGGUCCUAAAAUAGAAACAACAGUAAUACAAACUGAACAAGAAGACAACGAAAAACCAACUGUGUCGGUUCAUAAGACAGAAGAAAUUGUAAACGAAACAACAACUCCUCUUCAAGAUUUGACUAAACCAGACAAAGCUGAACUAAUAUACGAAGAACCUGAAACAGUUUCAGUCACAAAGACUCAAACGGAGUCUGGUGAAAUAAAAUCAAUUAAAACUACAAAACGUGUCAUAAGAAAGAAAAGAGGACCUAAAGAUGAAAUUACUGAAAUCACAACUGUGCAAAAAGACGAUGAAGCUCCUGUUACAAUUGUUAAUGUUACUGAAGAAGAAACUGUAGAUGAAGAGGAUACCAAGCCCGACAAAAUCACUAAAAAGCCAAAGAAAGUUAGAAAACCAAAAUCUGAAGAAAUAACAGCAGAAGACAUACCAUCUACAAAACCAUUUGACGUAAUACACACUACAGAAAAAACAUCUAAACAAGAAUACACACAAGAAACAGAAGAACUCACAGAUGACACAAUACUAAAAUACACUGAAAAACCACAAAUAGCUCAAGUCUUAGAAGAAAUUCCCGAAAAAAUUGAAAUAACUCAAAUACAGACAGACACAGGUGAAACUAAAAAAGUUAAAACGUCUAAAAAGGUAUUAAGAAAAAAGAAGGGCCCCGUCGAAGAGAUAACAGAAAUAACAACAGUCACGAAAGACGAUGAAGCUCCUGAAACCACGGUUACAGUCAGAGAAGAAACACAGCCAGAAGAUGACCAAACGGAAAUAGUAGAACUGCCUGAAGAGUUCACUAUUGAGGAAACGAAAACGCCUGAAGGACAGAUCAAACACAAAAAAGUAACCAAACGAAUCAUCAAAAAGAAAGUGGGCCCCAAAGUGGAAACAACUGUUAUUAAAACAGAACAAGAAGACAACAAAGAGCCAGUUGUUUCGAUCCAUAAGACAGAAGAAUUACAAGACGAAACUACAACACUUCUUCAAGAUUUGACCAAACCAGAAAAGGCUGAGAUUAUACAGGAAGAACCUGAAACCGUUUCAGUCACAAAAACUCAGACGGAAACUGGUGAAGUAAAGUCAGUCAAAACAACAAAACGCAUUAUAAGGAAAAAGAAGGGACCUAAAGAUGAAAUCACUGAAAUUACCACCGUGCAGAAAGAUGAUGAAGCGCCGGUAACAACUGUGCAUGUCACUGAAGAACAAGCCCCAGAAGAAGAGGAGACCAAGCCCAUAGAAGUCAUUGAACUUCCAGAAGAAAUUAUUGUCGAGGAAGUUACUCCAGGCGAAACAAAACAGGUGAAGAAAUCCAGAAAAGUAAUCAGAAAGAAGAAGGGUCCCGUCGAAGAAGUAACAGAAAUAACAACUGUCACGAAAGACGAUGAAGCUCCUGUAACCACGGUUACAGUCAGAGAAGAAACACAGCCAGAAGAUGACCAAACGGAAAUAGUAGAACUACCUGAAGAGUUCACUAUUGUGGAAACGAAAACGCCUGAAGGAAAGACCAAACACAAAAAAGUAACCAAACGAAUCAUCAAAAAGAAAGUGGGCCCCAAAGUGGAAACAACUGUUAUUAAAACAGAACAAGAAGACAACAAAGAGCCAGUUGUUUCGAUCCAUAAGACAGAAGAAUUACAAGAUGAAACUACAACACUUCUUCAAGAUUUGACCAAACCAGAAAAGGCUGAGAUCAUACAGGAAGAACCUGAAACCGUUUCAGUCACAAAAACUCAGACGGAAACUGGUGAAGUUAAGUCAGUUAAAACAACAAAACGUAUUAUAAGGAAGAAGAAAGGACCUAAACAUGAAAUCACUGAAAUUACCACCGUGCAGAAAGAUGAUGAAGCGCCGGUAACAACUGUGCAUGUCACUGAAGAACGAGCCCCAGAAGAAGAGGAGACCAAGCCCAUAGAAAUCAUUGAACUUCCAGAAGAAAUUAUUGUCGAGGAAGUUACUCCAGGCGAAACAAAACAGGUGAAGAAAUCCAAAAAAGUAAUCAGAAAGAAGAAGGGUCCUAUCGAAGAAGUAACAGAAAUAACAACUGUCACGAAAGACGAUGAAGCUCCUGAAACCACGGUUUCAGUCAGAGAAGAAACACAGCCAGAAAAUGACCAAACGGAAAUAGUAGAACUGCCUGAAGAGUUCACUGUUGAGGAAACAAAAACGCCUGAAGGAAAGACCAAACACAAGAAAGUAACAAAACGAAUCAUCAAAAAGAAAGUGGGCCCCAAAGUGGAAACAACUGUUAUUAAAACAGAACAAGAAGACAACAAAGAGCCAGUUGUUUCGAUCCAUAAAACAGAAGAAUUACAAGAUGAAACUACAACACUUCUUCAAGAUUUGACCAAACCAGAAAAGGCUGAGAUCAUACAGGAAGAACCUGAAACCGUUUCAGUCACAAAAACUCAGACGGAAACUGGUGAAGUAAAGUCAGUCAAAACAACAAAACGCAUUAUAAGGAAAAAGAAGGGACCUAAAGAUGAAAUCACUGAAAUUACCACCGUGCAGAAAGAUGAUGAAGCGCCGGUAACAACUGUGCAUGUCACUGAAGAACAAGCCCCAGAAGAAGAGGAGACCAAGCCCAUAGAAGUCAUUGAACUUCCAGAAGAAAUUAUUGUCGAGGAAGUUACUCCAGGCGAAACAAAACAGGUGAAGAAAUCCAAAAAAGUAAUCAGAAAGAAGAAGGGUCCCGUCGAAGAAGUAACAGAAAUAACAACUGUUACGAAAGGCGAUGAAGCUCCUGUAACCACGGUUACAGUCAGAGAAGAAACACAGCCAGAAGAUGAUCAAACGGAAAUAGUAGAACUGCCUGAAGAGUUCACUAUUGAGGAAACAAAAACGCCUGAAGGAAAGACCAAACACAAGAAAGUAACAAAACGAAUCAUCAAAAAGAAAGUGGGCCCCAAAGUGGAAACAACUGUUAUUAAAACAGAACAAGAAGACAAUAAAGAGCCAGUUGUUUCAAUCCAUAAGACAGAAGAAUUACAAGAUGAAACUACAACACUUCUUCAAGAUUUGACCAAACCAGAAAAGGCUGAGAUCAUACAGGAAGAACCUGAAACCGUUUCAGUCACAAAAACUCAGACGGAAACUGGUGAAGUUAAGUCAGUUAAAACAACAAAACGCAUCAUAAGGAAAAAGAAGGGACCCAAAGAUGAAAUCACUGAAAUAACUACAAUCCAGAAAGAUGACGAAGCUCCUGUAACAACAGUCAACGUUAUUGAGGAAGACGUUCCUGAAGAAGAGGAUACUAAACCCAUGGAAAUCAUUGAAGUACCAAAAGAAACAGCUGCUAAAGAAGUCUGUUUAGAGGAAAUAAAACAAGUUAAAAAACCGAAAAAAAUUAAAAAGAAAAAGCUACUUGUUGAAGAAAUCACAGAGACGGAUUCCAUUAAACCACAAGAAACAAUUGAAGAAAUAACUACUGAGGCUGUUCAAUCUCCUAAAGUUACAGACACUUUAACAUUUGCACCCACUGAAGAAUUCGUAGAUGAACAGAUCGCACCUUACACUGAGGAUCGACCACAACAAGUCCAGAGUAAAGUCACUACAACCAGCGACAAAUUACACACCAUUACACUAUCUGAGCAACAACCACAAAUUAAUGAGUUACAUGAAGAAACUAAGAAAACCACACAAUCACCAGACUUAGAAGAAACAAGACCUACUCAAAAAUACGUACCAGAAAUAGCAGAGUUGCCUCAAGAAACCACUACUGAAGAAAUAACAACUCCAGAGGGAAUAACAAAACAUAAGAAAAUAACAAAACGAAUCAUUAAAAAGAAAAUCGGACCUAAACUGGAAACAACAGUAAUACAAACUGAACAAAAAGAUAACGAAAAACCAGUUAUAUCAAUCCACAAGAUAGAAGAGAUAGUAGACGAAACAACAACGCUUCUACAAGAUUUAGUGCAACCACAAAAAGCUGAAAUCAUACAAGAGGAGCCAGAAAUCAUUUCAGUCACAAAAACUCAGACGGAAACUGGUGAAGUGAAGUCAGUUAAAACAACUAAACGCAUUAUAAGGAAAAAGAAGGGACCUAAAGAUGAAAUCGCUGAAAUUACCACCGUGCAGAAAAAUGACGAAGCACCGGUAACAACUGUGCAUGUCACUGAAGAACAAGCUCCAGAAGAAGAGACCAAACCCAUAGAAAUCAUUGAAUUUCCAGAGGAAACUAUUGUCGAGGAAGUUACUCCAGGCGAAACAAAACAGGUGAAGAAAUCCAAAAAAGUAAUCAGAAAGAAGAAGGGUCCUAUCGAAGAAGUAACAGAAAUAACAACUGUCACGAAAGACGAUGAAGCUCCUGUAACCACGGUUACAGUCAGAGAAGAAACACAGCCAGAAGAUGACCAAACGGAAAUAGUAGAACUGCCUGAAGAGUUCACUAUUGAGGAAACGAAAACGCCUGAAGGAAAGACCAAACACAAAAAAGUAACCAAACGAACCAUCAAAAAGAAAGUGGGCCCCAAAGUGGAAACAACUGUUAUAAAAACAGAACAAGAAGACAACAAAGAGCCAGUUGUUUCGAUCCAUAAGACAGAAGAAUUACAAGAUGAAACUACAACACUUCUUCAAGAUUUGACCAAACCAGAAAAGGCUGAGAUCAUACAGGAAGAACCUGAAACCGUUUCAGUCACAAAAACUCAGACGGAAACUGGUGAAGUUAAGUCAGUUAAAACAACAAAACGUAUUAUAAGGAAGAAGAAAGGACCUAAACAUGAAAUCACUGAAAUUACCACCGUGCAGAAAGAUGAUGAAGCGCCGGUAACAACUGUGCAUGUCACUGAAAAACAAGCCCCAGAAGAAGAGGAGACCAAGCCCAUAGAAAUCAUUGAACUUCCAGAAGAAAUUAUUGUCGAGGAAGUUACUCCAGGCGAAACAAAACAGGUGAAGAAAUCCAAAAAAGUUAUCAGAAAGAAGAAGGGUCCUAUCGAAGAAGUAACAGAAAUAACAACUGUCACGAAAGACGAUGAAGCUCCUGUAACCACGGUUACAGUCAGAGAAGAAACACAGCCAGAAGAUGACCAAACGGAAAUAGUAGAACUGCCUGAAGAGUUCACUGUUGAGGAAACGAAAACGCCUGAAGGAAAGACCAAACACAAGAAAGUAACAAAACGAAUCAUCAAAAAGAAAGUGGGCCCCAAAGUGGAAACAACUGUUAUUAAAACAGAACAAGAAGACAACAAAGAGCCAGUUGUUUCGAUCCAUAAGACAGAAGAAUUACAAGAUGAAACUACAACACUUCUUCAAGAUUUGACCAAACCAGAAAAGGCUGAGAUCAUACAGCAAGAACCUGAAACCGUUUCAGUCACAAAAACUCAGACGGAAACUGGUGAAGUAAAGUCAGUCAAAACAACAAAACGCAUUAUAAGGAAAAAGAAGGGACCUAAAGAUGAAAUCACUGAAAUUACCACCGUGCAGAAAGAUGAUGAAGCGCCGGUAACAACUGUGCAUGUCACUGAAGAACAAGCCCCAGAAGAAGACGAGACCAAGCCCAUAGAAAUCAUAGAACUUCCAGAGGAAACUAUUGUCGAAGAAGUUACUCCAGGCGAAACAAAACCAAAACAGGUGAAGAAAUACAAAAAAGUAAUCAGAAAGAAGAAGGGUCCUGUCGAAGAAGUAACAGAAAUAACAACUGUCACGAAAGACGAUGAAGCUCCUGUAACCACGGUUACAGUCAGAGAAGAAACACAGCCAGAAGAUGACCAAACGGAAAUAGUAGAACUGCCUGAAGAGUUCACUAUUGAGGAAACGAAAACGCCUGAAGGAAAAACCAAACACAAGAAAGUAACAAAACGAAUCAUCAAGAAGAAAGUAGGCCCAAAAGUGGAAACAACUAUCAUUAAAACAGAACAAGAAGACAACAAAGAGCCAGUUGUUUCGAUCCAUAAGACAGAAGAAUUACAAGAUGAAACUACAACACAUCUUCAAGAUUUGACCAAACCAGAAAAGGCUGAGAUCAUACAGGAAGAACCUGAAACCAUUUCAGUCACAAAAACUCAAACGGAAACUGGUGAAGUAAAGUCAGUCAAAACAACAAAACGCAUUAUAAGGAAAAAGAAGGGACCUAAAGAUGAAAUCACUGAAAUUACCACCGUGCAGAAAGAUGAUGAAGCGCCGGUAACAACUGUGCAUGUCACUGAAGAACUAGCCCCAGAAGAAGAGGAGACCAAGCCCAUAGAAAUCAUAGAACUUCCAGAGGAAACUAUUGUCGAAGAAGUUACUCCAGGCGAAACAAAACCAAAACAGGUGAAGAAAUCCAAAAAAGUAAUCAGAAAGAAGAAGGGUCCUAUCGAAGAAGUAACAGAAAUAACAUCUGCCACGAAAGUCGAUGAAGCUCCUGUAACCACGGUUACAGUCAGAGAAGAAACACAGCCAGAAGAUGUCCAAACGAAAAUAGUGGAACUGCCUGAAGAGUUCACUGUUGAGGAAACAAAAACGCCUGAAGGAAAGACCAAACACAAGAAAGUAACAAAACGAAUAAUCAAAAAGAAAGUUGGCCCCAAAGUGGAAACAACUGUUAUUAAAACAGAACAAGAAGACAACAAAGAGCCAGUUGUUUCGAUCCAUAAGACAGAAGAAUUACAAGAUGAAACUACAACACUUCUUCAAGAUUUGACCAAACCAGAAAAGGCUGAGAUCAUACAGGAAGAACCUGAAACCGUUUCAGUCACAAAAACUCAAACGGAAACUGGUGAAGUAAAGUCAGUCAAAACAACAAAACGCAUUAUAAGGAAAAAGAAGGGACCUAAAGAUGAAAUCACUGAAAUUACCACCGUGCAGAAAGAUGAUGAAGCGCCGGUAACAACUGUGCAUGUCACUGAAGAACAAGCCCCAGAAGAAGACGAGACCAAGCCCAUAGAAAUCAUAGAACUUCCAGAGGAAACUAUUGUCGAAGAAGUUACUCCAGGCGAAACAAAACCAAAACAGGUGAAGAAAUCCAAAAAAGUGAUCAGAAAGAAGAAGGGUCCUGUCGAAGAAGUAACAGAAAUAACAACUGUCACGAAAGACGAUGAAGCUCCUGUAACCACGGUUUCAGUCAGAGAAGAAACACAGCCAGAAAAUGACCAAACGGAAAUAGUAGAACUGCCUGAAGAGUUCACUAUUGAGGAAACGAAAACGCCUGAAGGAAAGACCAAACACAAGAAAGUAACAAAACGACUUGGCAAAAACAAAGUGGAAUCCAAAGUAGAAACCGAUGUUAUACAUGAACUACCUCAAACAUUUAAUACAUUUACACCUCUUGAAUGCGUAGAGAAUAUAUUUAACAGUCAAGCAGAUGAAUUUUUCACAUCAAAGACACAUAGUAAAACUCCUACUAUUAACACCACUACACAAUAUCCUUUGAUAAUUACAGACACUUUAACACUUACACAUGCAGAUGAAUUCGUAGGUGAACAGAUAACACCUUUUACUGGGGAUCAACUACACCAAGACAUAGAAAACACACACACCAUCACACUACCUGACCAGCAAACACAAACAAAUAAGCUUGUAGAAGAAGCGGAACAGCCACUGAACACACCUGAACACGAAACAGAAGAACUCAUAGACAACACAGUUACACAACACAAAAAGCUUAAAAAAGUUAGAGUUAAACAAAAGAAAAUUCCUGUUGAAGAAACAACAGAAACAGCAAUCGUUUUAGAGGAUAAUGAAGCUCCAGAAACAUUUGUCACCGUCACAAAAACAGAAGAAGAAGAUGACAAACUCUUGGAAAUCAUUGAACUUCCAGAAGAAAUAAUUGUUGAAGAAGUAGGCCCAGACGAAACUAAAAAGGUCAAAACAACUAAAAAGGUUGUACGAAAAAAGAAAGGUCCUAUACAAGAAAUUACAGAAAUAACAACAGUCACUAAAGAUGAUGAAGCUCCUGUCACUACAGUUACAGUCAAGGAAGAAAAACUGCCCGAAAAAUCACCAGAGCCGACAGAACAACAAUCAGAAAUAGUAGAGCUGCCUGAAGAAUCUACUAUUGAAGAAAUUACGUCACCAGAUGGUAAGGUUAUACACAAAAAAGCAACAAAGAGAACCAUUAGAAAGAAAAUAGGGCCUAAAGUAGAAACCACGGUGAUAAAGACUGAACAAGAAGACGAUAAAAAACCUAUUGUAUCAGUCCAUAAGACAGAAGAAAUAAUUGAUGAAACAACAACGCCCAUUCAAGAUUUAACUAAACCAGAUAGGGCUGAAAUUAUACACGAGGAACCGGAAAUUGUUUCAAUCACAAAAACUAAGACGCUGACUGGUGAAAUAAAAGCUGUCAAAACAACAAAGCGCGUCAUAAAAAAGAAGAAGGGGCCCAAAGAGGAAAUCACGGAAAUAACUACCGUACAGAAAGAUGAUGAAGCCCCAGUUACAACUGUUAGUGUCACUGAGGAGCAAGUCCCAGAGCAAGAAGACACUAAACCCAUAGAAGUCGUAGAACUUCCCGAAGAAACUACUGUUGAGGAGGUCAGCCCAGGAGAAAUUAAAAAGAUUACAACAUCAAAGAAAAUUAUAAGAAAAAAGAAAGGACCUAAUCAGGAAGUCACGGAAAUAACCACCGUACAAAAAGAUGACGAAACUCCUGUAACAACCGUUAAUGUCACUGAGAAACGAAUUCCAGAAGAAGAAGUAACUCAACCCAUUGAAGUCAUUGAACUACCAGAAGAAAUUAUUGUUGAAGAAGUAAGCCCAGAUGAAACUAAAAAGGUCAAAACCACUAAAAAGGUCAUACGAAAAAAGAAAGGUCCUGUACAAGAGAUUACAGAAAUAACUACAGUCACUAAAGAUGAUGAAGCUCCUGUCACUACGGUUACAGUCAAAGAAGAAAAACUGCCCGAAGAAUCACCAGAGCCGACAGAACAACAAUUGGAAAUAGUAGAGCUGCCUGAAGAAUCUACUAUUGAAGAAUUAACGUCGCCAGACGGCAAGGUAAUACAAAAGAAAACAACAAAGAGAACCAUUAAAAAGAAAGUAGGGCCUAAAGUAGAAACCACCGUGAUACAGACUGAACAAGAAGAUAAUAAAAAACCUAUUGUAUCAGUCCAUAAGACGGAAGAAAUAAUUGAUGAAACAUCAACGCCCAUUCAAGAUUUGAUUAAACCGGAUAAGGCUGAAAUUAUACAGGAGGAACCAGAAACAGUUUCCAUCACUAAAACUAAGACGCAGACUGGUGAAAUAAAAGCUGUCAAAACAACAAAGCGCGUCAUAAGAAAGAAAAAAGGACCUAAAGAGGAAAUCACGGAAAUAACCACCGUGCAGAAAGAUGAUGAUGCCCCAGUUACAACUGUUAGUGUCACUGAGGAGCAAGUCCCAGAGCAAGAAGACACUAAACCCAUAGAAGUCGUAGAACUUCCCGAAGAAACUACCCUUGAGGAGGUCAGCCCAGGAGAAAUUAAAAAGAUUAAAACAUCAAAGAAAAUUAUAAGAAAAAAGAAAGGACCCAAAGAGGAAAUAACCGAAGUAACAACCAUACAGAAAGAUGAUGAAACUCCUGUAACAACUAUUAGUGUCACUGAGGAACAAGUCCCAGAGGAAGAAGAUACUAAACCCAUAGCAGGCGUUGAACUUCCCGAAGAAACUACUAUUGAAGAGGUCAGCCCAGGAAAUAUUAAAAAGGUCAAAAUAUCAAAGAAAAUUAUCAGAAAAAAGAAGGGACCUAAAGAAGAAGUCACGGAAAUAACUACCGUACAGAAAAAUGAUGAAACUCCUGUAACAACAGUUGAUGUCACAGAGGAACAAAUACCAGAGGAAGAAGUUACUCAACCCAUGGAAGUUGUUGAACUUCCAGAAGAAGUAAUUGUUGAAGAAGUUAGCCCAGAUGAAACUAAAAAGGUCAAAACCACUAAGAAGGUCAUACGAAAAAAGAAAGGUCCUGUACAAGAGAUUACAGAAAUAACUACAGUCACUAAAGAUGAUGAAGCUCCUGUCACUACGGUUACAGUCAAAGAAGAAAAACUGCCCGAAGAAUCACCAGAGCCGACAGAACAACAAUUGGAAAUAGUAGAGCUGCCUGAAGAAUCUACUAUUGAAGAAUUAACGUCGCCAGACGGCAAGGUAAUACAAAAGAAAACUACAAAGAGAACCAUUAAAAAGAAAGUAGGGCCUAAAGUAGAAACCACCGUGAUACAGACUGAACAAGAAGAUAAUAAAAAACCUAUUGUAUCAGUCCAUAAGACAGAAGAAAUAAUUGAUGAAACAUCAACGCCCAUUCAAGAUUUGAUUAAACCGGAUAAGGCUAAAAUUAUACAGGAGGAACCAGAAACAGUUUCCAUCACUAAAACAAAGACGCAGACUGGUGAAAUAAAUAAUGUCAAAACAACAAAGCGCGUCAUAAGAAAGAAAAAAGGACCUAAAGAGGAAAUCACGGAAAUAACCACCGUGCAGAAAGAUGAUGAUGCCCCAGUUACAACUGUUAGUGUCACUGAGGAGCAAGUCCCAGAGCAAGAAGACACUAAACCCAUAGAAGUCGUAGAACUUCCCGAAGAAACUACCCUUGAGGAGGUCAGCCCAGGAGAAAUUAAAAAGAUUAAAACAUCAAAGAAAAUUAUAAGAAAAAAGAAAGGACCCAAAGAGGAAAUAACCGAAGUAACAACCAUACAGAAAGAUGAUGAAACUCCUGUAACAACUAUUAGUGUCACUGAGGAACAAGUCCCAGAGGAAGAAGAUACUAAACCCAUAGAAGUCGUAGAACUUCCCGAAGAAACUACCCUUGAGGAGGUCAGCCCAGGAGAAAUUAAAACUAUUAAAACAUCUAAAAAAGUGAUUAGAAAAACGAAAGGUCCCGUCCAAGAAGUCACAGAAAUAACAACAGUCACAAAAGAUGAUGAAGCGCCUGUCACUACUGUCACAAUCAAAGAAGAAAAGCUGUCAGAAGAAACUCCAAAGAUAGAAGACAAUAAAUUAGAGAUACAAGAGUUGCCAGAGGAAUCUAUAAUUGAAGAAAUAAAAACGCCAGUAGCAGACAUAAAACAAAAGAAAAUAACGAAAAAGGUCAUUAAAAAGAAAGUAGCCCCCACUGUAGAAACAACAGUUAUAAAAACUGAACAAGAAGGUGACCGUGAACCGAUUGUAUCGAUGCAUAAAACGGAAGAAAUAAUAGAUGAAAAAACUACGCCUUUUCAAGGUCAGAGUAAACCAGAAACGGCUGAUGUUAUACAAGAAGAACCUAAACUAGUUACCACAUUUACACCUCUACAAUGCACAGAAAAUAUCACUGAAGGUCACACAGAUGAAUUAAGUACACCAAAAACACAAAGUAAAACUACUAUUAUGAGCACCACUGAACUAUCGCCUUUGAUAGUUACAGACACUUUAACACUCACACAUGCAGAUGAAUUCAUAGGUGAACCAAUGACACCAAACACGGAUCGAGCAUACCAAGACAUUGAAAAUGUACUCACCAUUACACUACCUGAGCAAGGAACACAAAUUAAUAAAUACGUAACAGAAGAAGAGGACACUAAAUCUGUUGAAAUCACUGAACUCCCAGAAGAAGCAACUAUUGAACAAAUCGGCCCAGGUGAAAUUGAAAAGAUUAAAACAUUUAAGAAAGUCAUAAAGAAAAAGAAGGGACCUAAAGAGGAAGUCACAGUAACAACCACUGUUCAGAAAGAUGAUGAAACUCCUGAAACAACAGUUACAGUGACUGAAGAACGAAUUCCGGAAGAAGAAGAUACAAAACCUUUGGAAAUCACUGAACUCCCAGAAGAAACAACUAUUAAAGAAGUUGGCCCAGCUGAAAUCGAAAAAGUUAAAACAUCUAAGAAAGUCAUAAAGAAACAUAAGGGACCUAAAGAGGAAGUCACAGUAACAACUACUGUACAAAAAGAUGAUGAAGGACCUGAAACAACAGUUAUCGUCAGUGAAGAAGAAAUACCAGAGGACGAAGGCACAAAACCUUUUGAAGUUAUUGAACUCCCAGAAGAAGUAAUUGUUGAAGAAGUAAGCCCAGGACAAACGAAAAAAGUGAAAACAUCUAAAAAAGUUAUACGAAAAAAGAAGGGUCCAGUUGAAGAGGUCAUGGAAAUAACAACGGUCACAAAAGAUGACGAAGCUCCUAUUACCACGGUCACAGUGACAGAAGAAAAUGUGCCAGAAGAAAUACCAAAAUUGGAAGAAAACCAAGUGGAAAUAGUAGAACUGCCUGAAGAAUCUAUUAUUGAGCAAAUUACCUCGCCGGGAGGGGAAACUAAACAAAAGAAAAUAACAAAGAGAAUCAUUAAAAAGAAAGUAGGUCCUAAAGUAGAAACAACAGUAAUACAAACAGAACAAGAAGAUAACGAAAAACCAGUUGUAUCUGUUCACAAGACAGAAGAAAUAACAGAUGACACAACAACGCCUCUUCAAGACUUUACUAAACCAGAAAUGGCUGAAAUAAUACAGGAGGAACCUGAGACAGUUUCAGUCACGAAACUUCAGACCGAUUCCGGUGAAAUAAAAGAAAUUAAAACUACAAAACGCGUCAUUCGAAAGAAAAAGGGACCCAAAGAUGAAAUCACUGAAAUAACGAUCGUACAAAAAGACGAUGAAGCUCCUGUUACAAGUGUCAAUGUUACUGAGGAACAAGUUCCAGAAGAAGAUACUAAACCGAUGGAAAUUAUUGAACUUCCAGAAGAAACAACUAUUGAAGAAGUCAGCCCAGGAGAAAUUAAAAAGAUUAAAACAUCCAAGAAAGUUAUAAGAAAAAAGAAAGGUCCUGUUCAGGAAGUUACAGAAAUAACAACAGUAAAAAAAGAUGACGAAGCUCCUGUCACCACGGUAACUGUCAAAGAAGAAAAACUGUCAGAUGAAAAAGAAGAAAUAAUAAAAGACAUGGGCAGUUUAGACGAUCAAGAAAUAGUUCCAGAAAAGAAACAGGAAGAAAGAAAGCCCAAGAAAGUAAAGAAAAAGGAUGCUGUUCCUGAAGUUCUAGUACCAGAUGAUCAACAAGAACCUACAGAGCCUGAAACCGAAGACAAAAAACCUACAAAAGUAAAGAAAUCAAACGAAAAAGUUCCUGAAGAGCAUGAGAAACCUAAAACACAAGAAAUCAAAGAAACUAAAAAACCUAAGCUUACUCCAAUCAAAAUUGAAAGAGUAACUGUUGAAAGUCAUGAAGCCCAACACCCUGAAGCGGUUGAAGGACCACAGUUCACUAAAUUGAAAUUGAAAAAGCCUGUACAAAAACCUAAACAGGAACAAUCAACGGUCACAUUACCUAAAUUUCAACUUAAAAGUAGAAUUAGAUACAUCACUGACUGGCCUCCUCAGGUAAUUGAGCCAGUCAUUUCAUUUUUAGGAAGUGUUCGUCAAAAUGGAGAACUAUCACGAAAUAUCAAAGAAGCUGCUAAAAUUAAAAAGAAACCUCUUAAAGUUCCAGUGCUGCCAGAUUUAGAAAAAGUAGAACUUGAAAAACCAGAAGAAUUUGAGUUCUUCGUAGACAAACAAGACAAAUCCCCUGUUCCAAUGGAAGAUAUACCUAAAACUACAAAAACUGAAGAAGUGUCAGAACCGGAAAAAGACAAACCUACGCCGAAGAUAGUGGACAUAGACGACGAUACUCCUAAAAAACCUAAAAAGUCCCUGAAGAUACCAGAACAAAUUCCAGUCGAAUCAGAUGUUGCCAAACCUAUUUCAAAGAAAGAAGAACAACCAGAAGAAUUACAAUUUAAGCAGGUUGAAGCUGUGUUAGAACCAGAAGAACCACAGUUGAACCAACCUGAUGUUGUAAUUGAACCAGAAGAACCACAGUUAAAGCAGGUCGAAGAAUCAGUUAAAGAAAUAAUUCAAGAGAAGCCUAAAGAUGAUACUGUGGAUAAAAUUAACGAAGAAGUUAAAAAACUGAAAAAGCCUAAGAAAAAGGCUAAAUCUCUAACUGAAACACUGGAAACUGCACAAGAAGCACCUAUUGACACAAUAGAACAACCUAAGGAAGUAGAAGAAAGAGACAUUGAUGAAAAUGAACCAGUGCAAAGUAAUACCAUUGAAGAACUUACCGAUGAAAACAUACUAGAAGAAACUAUUUUACCGGAUAAAGAAAAAGUUCAACCCGUUGAUGAAAAGCCUAAAAAAGUUAAAAAAGUAAAAAAGAAGGAAGUCAUACAAAAACAAGAAGUAGCUGAACCCGAAGAAGCAGCAGAGGUUGUAAUUCCAAGACCCGAAGAAAACGAACCAGAGAAAAUAUCUAAGGAAAAUGAACCUGAAGACGUAACUGAAUUGGUUGAAGAUAAACCCAAAAAGAUGAAAACUAAACCAAAGCCAGUUGAAGAAACGAAAAAACCAGACGAAAAGCCAGAAAAAGCACCUGAACCUGAACAAACAAAAAAACCAAAACCUAAAUUAGUUCCCAUUAAAAUAGAAAGGAAAGUUUUGGAUAUCAGCAAAGCUCAACACGCUGAAAGUGUUGAAGGCCCUCAAUUCACAAAACUAAAAUUAAAGAAAACCAUAAGCAAACCAAAGCAAGAUGCUGCUUCAGUUAUACUUCCCAAGUUCCAAUUAAAGAGUCGUAUCAGGUAUAUCAAUGACUGGCCACCACAAAUCAUAAAACCUAAUGUCAGCUUUUUAGGUAGUGUUCGUCAGAAUGGAAUUUUAUCACGUAAUGUUAAAGAAGCCGCGAAAAUUAAAAAGAAAGUAUACAAACAACCAGAGUUACCUGAAAUAGAGAAAACUGAAUUAGAAAAGCCAAUGUUUGGGUACGAAGAUAUUUUGGAAUCCCAAAAACCGACUCAAGUUGUGGAAGAAUUAGAAGAUAAAGGGGAUGAUGAUGAUGAACCUGAACAGUUUACUAUAAAACCUAGGCGACCAAGUAUUAAGAAAACCGAUGAAAUAGUCGAUGAAGUUACAAUUAAGAAGACAUUGAAGCCAGUAAGAAAACCAUCAGUUACACUGCCUGAAAUUACGGAGCCAGAAACAGUUACGUUUAGACCAAAAAGUACUACAACCAAAGAAGACGUAGAACAAGAGUUUAAUAUUCACUUGGAUUCGUACGCAGAGGAAGAAAUCUCGUUAACAAGCAAAGUUAAAUUAAAACCUCACAGACAGCCAACGUUUAAUGAAGAGGCAGGUGAAGCAUCUAUUAAAUUUUAUGAAGAAGAAGAAGGGCCCGAUAUAGUUGAAAUCAUUGAAAGUGAUGUGGAACAAGAAACAGAUACUGAAAAUAUUAUGAUGCCAUUAAAGAAACCAAAAAAGAAAAAGGCAAGUGAACAUAUUACGUCAAGCAUAACUAUUUCUAAACCAAGAUCCGCAGAAGAAUCUUCAGAAGUUGUACAGGAUGUCAGUUUCAAACUAGAUAAAAAACCUAAAUACGUAAUAGAUGACCAAGAGGAAGUAACGUUUGAAGUCAAGCCCCAAACCGAACAAUUCACAACUGAAGAAUUGUCUUUGUCAAGUAAAAUUAAAUUAAAACCUAAGAAGAGAGUGGUUGAAGAAGCUGGCGAUGAAACAUCAAUUAAGCUGACACAAGAAAUUGAAGACGAUAGUCAAGCAGAAGAGAUAAUAUUAAGUGAAGCGGAAUCUGAAGAGAAUGUUCAGAUGGUAAUCAAGCGUAAACCUAAAAAACCAGCUUAUGAAGUCAGUGAAGUCGAGGAACUGAGUGUUGAAUUUAAGCCAAAAAAAAUUAAUGAAGAUGCAUAUGAAGAGGAACAACUAACAAUCUUGGCUAAACGCAAACCAAGGAAACCAUCACAACUGCAAGAAGCUGAUGUCUCUAUGAGCAUUUCCAGAGAACAAGAAUUUCCAGAAACUCCGUUAGAUGUGCGCAGCGGGGACACAGUAUUUGCUGUCUACUCAUACGUGGCUGAAACUGAUGAAGCAAUUAAUCUGGUAGAAGGUGAACGCCUCUACAUCUUAGAAACUACAAAUCAAGACUGGUGGUUUGUUCGCAAACAUCUUACUGAAGAAAAAGGAUGGGUGCCUGCGCAGUAUUUAAUGGAUGAAGGAAAUUACACCCUGUAUUUACAGAAAAAACUAAAUGAAAAGAUAGAUAAACUUCCAGUAUUUGAAAAACCAACAUCUGAAGAACAAGCAAUUGCACCUAUAUUUGUGGAAAAAUUACGUCCUAAACAUACUCCAGAUGGAUCUACAGUUCAAUUUGAAUGCCAAGUUGAAGGCUAUCCUAGGCCUCAAAUCACCUGGUUCAGGCAAACAGCAAUUAUUAAGCCUUCGCAAGACUUCCAAAUGUAUUAUGAUGAUGACAAUGUUGCCACAUUAGUUAUCAGAGAAGUGUUCCCUGAAGACGCUGGUACUUUCACAUGCGUAGCUAAAAAUGCAGCUGGUUUUGCGUCCAGUACUACAGAAUUAAUCGUAGAAGCUCCUCUCUCAGAUCAUGGAUCAGAAAUGACUGUUUUAUCUCGAAAGAGUUUAUCACGUGAAUCUUCUUUGGCUGAUAUUUUAGAAGGCAUUCCACCAACGUUUUCAAAACGACCAAAGGCACAGUAUGUAGAUGAAGGAUCACAAAUUUUCUUGGAAUGCCGACUAGUAGCAAUACCAGAACCAGAUAUUGCUUGGUUUUUCAAAGGGGAAGAAAUAAUGCCUGACGAAAAUAUUUCUAUAGCCACUGAAUCAGAUAUGCACAUGUACUGCAGUGUUUUGAAAAUAACAAAUGUUAAAAAAUUCCAAGAAGGAACAUACACUGUUCUAGCGGUUAACAGAGAAGGUGAAGCUAGCUUGCCUAUUGUGCUCAAAAUUAAAACUGGGGAGAAGGAAAAACCCCAAGUAAUAGAACCACUUAAAAACAUGACUAUUAGAGAGGGUGAAAGCAUAGUUUUAUCCGCACAAGUAGUAGGAAACCCUCGACCUACUGUUACUUGGUAUAAAAAUAAUAAACCAGUAAAGUCAUUAACAACUAAGAGCGACGGCGAUACUCAUACUAUUACAAUCAUUAAACCUAAAAAAGGAAAAGACGACGGCGUGUACACAAUCAAAGCCGUUAAUUCAGAGGGAACAACAGAAACUACUGCAGUUAUCACUAUUGAAGAACCUACUGAAGAAAACGCUGAACCACCAUUGUUUAUAAAUAGAUUCCAAGAGAUAACAGUAAAGGAAAAGGGAACGAUAAAAUUAAACGCUAAAGUAACUGGAAAUCCGGUUCCGUCUAUAACGUGGUAUAGAAAUAACCAAAUUAUAAUACCUUCUGAGACAGUAACUCAAAAUUUCGACGGAGAAAAUAUAGAGUUAAUCAUAACAAAUGUUGAUUCUGAAGUUGAUUCUGGAGAUUACAAAUGCGUCGCUUCAAACAGCGCAGGCAAAGCAUCUCAUGGCGCUCGCGUGACAAUUGAUGUUGAUAAGGUAACUUUUGUGAAAAAUCUGAAGAAAUCUUAUGAAACAGAAGAAGGCAAAACUGUUGUUUUGGAAUGUCAAACAUCCCACACAGUUUCUACAAAAUGGUACCACAACGAAAAAGAGAUCAGUGGCAUGGAUCAUCGUGAAAUAAUCCAAGAAGGUCGCACGCAUAAAUUAAGGAUCAAAAGAACUAAAAUAACAGAUGUAGGCUCUAUAAAGUGUGUAGUUAAAGAUCAAGAGACAAGCACUAAAUUAAUAGUCCAUGAAACUAUACCUGAAUUCAUCCGUAAGCUACAAGACUUUGAGGUUAAAGAAAGAGAUAUUGCAAUUUUGGAAGUUGAAGUUAAUUCUGAAACUGCCGAUGUAUUUUGGGAAAAGGAUGGAGAAAAAAUUAAGCCCAAAAAGAAUAAGUAUGAAAUAGAAAAGAGAGGUAAUGUAAGAAAGUUGCUUAUUCGGAACACGUCUGUACACGAUGAAGGUGAAUACACUUGCAUUCUUCGUGAUGAUUCAUGUACCGCUGAGAUAACUGUAGUUGAACUACCUCCAGAAAUAAUAUCACGUCUUCAAGACCAAAAAGUUGCUAAAGGAAAUAAAGCUACAUUCGAAAUUGAACUUACCAAAGGUGAUGCACUUGUCCGUUGGUUCAAAGAUGGCACCGAAAUUCAAUUCUCAAACCACAUGCAGCUUACAAUUGACGGGAAAAAACAGAAGUUAAAGAUUUAUGACUGUGACAAGGAUGACGCUGGUGAAUAUGCAUGUGAAGUCGGCAGUGACAGAUGUACUGCAAAACUAACCGUCGAUGAACCCUCAAUAAACUUCACACUAAGAUUACCAGAAGUUAUAAUCGUACCAGCAAACACUGAUGCUUACUUGACUGUAGAAAUUCCGGACGAGAAUUUGGAUGUUAUUUGGUACAGAAAGAAGACAAUAAUAGAAGAUACAGAAAAAUUCAUACUAAUAUCAGACAUUACUAAGCGUACUCUUAUAAUUAAAAAAUGUACCGAAGAAGAUCAGUGUGAAUAUUCUUGUGUGUUGUUAGAUGCUAAGUGUUCAACAAAACUUAAAGUUGAAGUGUUGGAGUCUGCCCCCAAGAUUAUUGAAUACGACAGUGAAUAUAGAGUUAAAAGAGGCAGUGACAUUACUAUUUGCGUUCAUUAUAAUGCUGUACCAAUACCCAAUGAUGAAUGGAUUGUCAAUGCUAAAAUUAUCAAGAAAUCUAAACACACUAAACCUACAAUAGAUUCUCAAGCCGCAAGCUUAACUAUUAAAAAAGUAGAGAAUACAGAUGCUGGUAUAUAUAAAUUAAGACUCUCCAAUAACUGCGGAGAGGCCGAAGCAGAUAUCAACGUACUAGUUUUAGAUGUCCCAUCCGCACCCAGCAAGCCUAUCGUUUUAGAAAUAGACGAUACCUCCGUGAACAUUUGCUGGGAAGAGCCAGAAAAUAAAGGAUGUACCGAAAUAACUUACUACAUUGUCGAAUAUCAGGAAAUAAAUAGAACAGAGUGGACAUCUAUUGAAAAUGUUACAAAAACACAAUACAGCAUAGAAAAUUUGAAAACAAAGUCUUCGUAUCGCUUCCGGGUAUAUGCAGUUAACGAAGUUGGUGUAAGUGAAGCAUCAGAAAUUACGGAAUUCGUACAGAUUCAGAAGAUUACGAAAACUGAAGCUCCUACUGUAGAAAAACCAUUGAAGGAUGUCAUAGGAGGACCAGGUGAAGAUGUCGAAUUAGUUUGUAUAUUUGGAGGUUACCCACAGCCGAAGGUUACAUGGUUUAAGGAUGGAAAGAAAUUGAAAACUGCUAAAGCUACAUACGAAAACAGAGUUGCUACGCUAGUGGUAACUGCAACAGAUACGUCAGAAGGUCAAUAUACAUGUACCGCCGCAAACGAGCAUGGGGAGGUAGAAACUUCUUGCACGCUUGAAGUACAACAGAAACCAAUAAUAGAAAUUCCUGAAAAAGAAAUUAAUCAAAAACACAAGGUAGAUGAAGAAUGGUGUGUAACGGCCACUAUCAAAGGUAUUCCUAGGCCUGAAAUCUCAUGGUAUAAAAAUGGAACCAAGAUUGAACAUUCAAAAGAAAUACAAAUAUUUACUAAGGAUAGCACCAGUAGUAUUAAAAUUUCCCGAUUACAACGAUCGCAUCGCAGCAAGUACACGAUAGAAGCUCGAAAUAAAGCCGGAUCCAGCAGUGUAGAACUAUCACUGAAAGUAUAUGAUAAGCCUAGCAAACCAGAAGGCCCCGUUAUCAUGAGGGAAAUAAGCCGGGAAUCUGUCACCAUAGAGUGGAAGCCACCCCUCGAUGAUGGUGGCCUUGAACUGACCAAAUAUGCCAUCGAGAAACACGAGCCUGAGGUGGACCAAUGGGUGAAAGUAGCCGACGUCAACAAAGAUGUGGAAACAUAUUGCAUACAGAAACUUAAUGAGAAUUGCGAGUAUAUGUUCCGUAUAAUGGCACAAAAUCCCGUUGGAUUCUCAGAGGCCUUGGAAAGUGAACCAAUCAUCAUUAAAACAGCCCUAGAUGUGCCAUCGCCACCAUUGGGUCCACUUGGAAUUUUCGGAAUUAAUAAGGAUUCUCUCACAAUAACCUGGUAUCCGUCGGAGAAGAACGGUGGAUCGCCAAUCCUUGACUACAGUGUGGAAAUUAAGCAGACGGGAAAGAAAUGGGUUCAUGUGGCCACUGUCUCCGAAACUUUUGCAAAAAUUGAGAAGCUAACAGCAGAUGCAAAAUAUCAGUUCAGAAUAUGCGCGAGAAACGAAAUAGGCACAAGCCAGCCUUAUAUAUCUGACGAAGAAGUUACUAUGGGAAAAACGCUUUCUCCCCCAUCACAGCCGCAGAAAUUUGUUGUACGUGAAACUACUUCAAGAUCUGUGACUCUUCAAUGGGCGGCUCCAGAAAGCGACGGAGGAAGCGUCAUCACCAAUUACAUUAUCGAGUACAAGACUGUAAAGGGAAAAACGUGGACGAAGGUUAUUACAGUCGGGGGUUCGGCGUUCGAACAUUGCAUAGAGAAUAUAAAGGAAAAGGAUGAGAUUGUAUUCAGGAUAUCAGCUGAGAACGCUAUCGGCGUGAGCCUUCCGGCAGAGUCGCAAUCCGUGCGUCUGGAGAAACAUGCAACUGUACCGUCACCGCCAACCGCCCCGCUUGAAAUCAGAACUGUUGGUAACAACAUCGUAAUGACAUCAUGGGGAACGCCUGAAUGGGAUGGCGGGGCACCAUUGCUGGGAUACAACAUCGCUAUUCGUGACGUCACUAAAACGAUGUGGAUGGAAGUAGGCAAAGUGGACGCUCAUACCCUCAAGUUCAACAUCCGCGACCUGAGCGAAAAUCAUACUUACAUGAUCAGGAUAUACGCCCGAAACGAGAUAGGACUAAGCGAACCACUCGAAUCAGAUGAACCUUUCAAAGUGAUCCCAGGAGAAGAUUCGCAUGCGGACGAAGAGCCGGGAGAGCACACGGAAGCGACGGAGCCGACGUCGUUCAGCACGCAGACCACUACGUCGUGGCUGCGCGAGCACAACAUGGAUGCAGAUAUCCGCUCCUACGCGCGAGGAUCCCUGCUUCGCCGCGACGAAUACUUCUUUAGGAUAUGGCAUUACGCUAAACAACUAUUUAAGUGAUGCGAAUACACGCACGCGCAAACCUUUACCUGUGAUAUUUAACGUCGAAAUAUUUAUUGUACGUAGUUGGCGGAUACCUCGUACAACUGGACAUGCUCAACAUAUCCAGCGUGUCCAGCGUCGAACCCCAUGUUUUCUAAUUUUUUAAAUACGAUUUUUAUAUCUGUAUAGUAUUUAUUCUAGCUAAGAAAUUAUUUAUUUAUUUAAAACUAGUCAACAGUAAGGUCUGAUGGUGAGGUUUGAGUUUCAUUCAAUAUGUAGGUAAAGGGAGACGAAAUAUAGGUGCAAAAUAUUUUCGAGAAAUUGAAUGAAGCUCGAAUAUCUCAUCAGGCUUUUAUUUGAUAAAACUUAUUAAUAUAGCAAUUUUAAAAUAA